AUGGAGCGACAGAACAGCGCAAAGAGUCGGAAGUCAAAAACCCUGCGCUCCCUUUCACGCUCCCUCAUCCUCUGCAAUGGCAAGAACAGCGACGACGGAUCGAGCCCGGAGGAGAAGUACCCCAAUCCCUUCGAAACACAGGCCAACUGGGGUCAAGAGGAAAGCAACUACUGCCCUCGGCUUCAAUUAACGUGUGCAUCGUCAAGCGAGGACAGCCCUCCUGAUCCUUUUAUGAUCACCAGCAUGAUGCAACUGAGGGCUGCGGCCAGCGAUGGCUGCAAGAAUAUGAAGAGAAAGUUCUUCAUCAAGGUAGGAAGAGGGUCACACCUGACCACUGGAUGCUUGGUGUUCCCUAAGAUCUGGGUAAGAGUCACCCCCCCCCCCCGGUUGAAUAUGGGUUUUCUCCUGAUUAGAGGUUUGGGAGACAAACCCCAGAACCGUGUCCCUUUCCCAAGGCAGCAUGAAUUUCCGUGCCAAGGGUAUUACCCCCCCUACUGUGUGGCUUGCUCAUCCAAUGUGCUCUCCGUUCUGCAGCACAGCAGGCUCAUCCUACCAGGAAUACAGAGAGCAUUGCUAUGAUACAAAGCUGUCAUUACAGCGCACACAGCAGGGGUAAGCUGGGGUCUUAAAAGGCACCUCUCAUCAGCAAAAUUGUGGCUUAAAAGCUGUUAGUUGGAGGGGAAUGCUAGGAGACAGGUCUUCCGACUUGUGUUGCAAACGUUACGGGUGCCCCUUAGGGAUGGUGCAGUCACAUAUACAGUGGUACCUCAGGUUACAGAUGUUUCAGGUUACAGACGCUUCAGGUUACAGACUCCGCUAACCCAGAAAUAGUACCUUGGGUUAAGAACUUUGCUUCAGGAUGAGAACAGAAAUUGUGCGGCAGCAGCGGGAGGUCCCAUUAGCUAAAGUGGUGCUUCAGGUUAAGAACAGUUUCAGGUUAAGAAUGGACCUCCGGGACGAAUUAAAUUCUUAACCCGAGGUACCACUGUAUACAGAGAGAGCCCAAGCCAUAGGCUGGAGAGACAGGCAAUAAUCCUAAUGCAGUGGAAGGUAUCACUAUUCAUAUCUGUUUCUCUCGCCUACUGUCAUCCACUGGCAAAGGGGCUUUGCGGGAUUUUGAAGCGUGCACGGCUUGGAGUGGAGUGGAUAUAGGAAUAACUGCAUAGUUAGGGACAGCUCAGUUGGUAGAGCAUGAGACUCUUAAUCUCAGGGUUGUGGGUUUGAGUCCCACGUUGGACAAAAGAUUUCUGUAUCGCAGGGGGUCAGACUAGAUGAUCCUUGUGGUCCUUUCCAACUACGAAAUUCUAUGAUACUAGUACACAAUGGCUGACAUGCAAUAUUGCCUAGUAUUUUAAAAAAAGUAUGAGAUUUCACACUUUAAAUAUUGUCAUGUUAAUGUUGCAUAAAGAAAGGUCCAUAAGCGAGCUGCCAGAUUUCAAAACCAGUACCCACCACCAUCAAGAUACAACGGCAUAAAAGUGAGCUGUAGAACUCAGGAUGGGCGAUUCUGUCAAUUACAGUUUUACUUAAGUACAGAUUGGCACAAUUCCACAUCAGUUAGUGGGUGGUGUUUUUUUUUUAAGGUCUUCAUGAAAAUUAGACAGCGUUUUAGUGUGCAUCUUUCCUUCUAUAUGCAUUUUUGCAAAACCAAAUUGCCUAAGAUCAUGCAUAUUGUUCAUUAUAUUCACAAACUUAUGCAUCUUUAUGAUCUCCCUUAAUAUACGCAAUUUUGUACGUAUGUUUUGGUUGGAGAACUAUAUUUUCCUGUAAACCUCUUUGAGGUAUUUAUUGAGAAGUGGGAUAUAAACUUCUCAAAUAUAUAAGAAUAAUUAAGUACAUAGUAAAAUAUGAAGCAAUGUAAAUUUUGAAGAAUAGCUGCAUUUCAGUUUACAUAUUGUUUUGGGAAGUACAAAUAAGGCAGGUUUGCAUUAAAAUGCAAGCCGUUUCAAAAUUCUCUGCCUUCCUUGGCCAGAAGCAACAAAUAAAAGACUGUGGGCUUUACAUUUUCAAGCAAGCAGCAGGGACCAAAAAUAUCUACCCGUCUGCAAAAAGGGUGAAAGAAAACAAUACUCUUCAGGUCAAAUUCAUGUUAGCAGAACCAUUCAACAAGAAGAUAGGCAGGCAGAGAUAAUGGCAUCUAACAUCGCCUGUUUGCAGUACAAAACUGUAUAAAAAUGUUUUGAUAAGAGAUGAUAUAGGAAUGACUAUGAAGGAACAAAAGUUGGUGUGUAGUGCUAUUUAGUGUUUGAUGCUGGAAAGCUUGUGAGAAUUCAUACCUUUGAAAUAUGACUUGUCCAUAAAAGAAAUAAUAGAAUUGUCAAGUUGGAAGGGACCCUGAGGAUCAUCUAGUCCAACCCCCUGCAAAACAGGAAUAUGCAGCUGUCUCGUACAACCUUGGCAGUAUCAGCAUCACUCUCUAAGCAACUAAACUGAUCCAUUUAACACUGCAGAUUUUUUAUUUUUAUUUAAAGAGAAGCACCAAUAAAGUCAUCAUCACAAAAAAAGUGCAACUAAGCAGAAAGAAAUAAACUGCAGGUUUUUAAAAAGGAACAGUAACGUGUAAAAACUUUAUUAGAUCAGAGGCUGAAAUUCUCCUACAUAUCAGCAAUAACGUUUUUAGAACAAGGCUAGGCUCCUUCAGAGACUUUCCUGGGCCCAACUACCAACAGAAAGGGAACUAAAAUGAAACAAACUGCUUUGCUGCCAAAGGGCACGUCAGAAAUACUGAAAUGUGCAGUUAAGUAACAUCCCUAAAGACCCACAAGGAAUCACAAUACCACAAAAGCCAUCUUGGCUUUUUCUCCAAAUCAAGUAGACCUCGUUUGAGAGACAAAGUACUAACAAAAAAGCUCAACUUUAUCAAGGACCACAGCACAAACAUCCCACACUAUCUGCACACCUCCAAGUUUCCCAAUUUUCCCAGAACAGUCCCAGAAUUACAGAAGUCGUCCCAGUUUUUGGCUUGAUCCCAGAAUGUUCCAUUUGUCUGUUUAGGACGUCCCUAUUUUCGAUGGAGGAAUGUUGGAGGGGAUGUAUCUGCUAAGAUGCAGAUUCAAAGAUUGCAUGGGAUGGGGAAUGUCUUCUGAUUUGUAUGAAUACACCAGCACAUCUAUUUUUAGGCUAUCCAAAUGUUAUAGCUGGCCUCAUGAGAAGCAUCAGUUCUUACCUUAAAUACCGUUCCAAAUCUUCCAAACCAGGACAGCUGCAUUUGGAAGCUCUGCAUAGCCACGGGUACCGAUGGGCUGGGAAUUCAAGUCUCCAGGACUCCCAACUGCUCUGCUUUUGGAAAAGAAUUCACAGUUAGCCACGUGAUUGACGGAGGAGCUGCCCAGAGGUACUUCACAUCUUCGCUUAAAGAUGAUGAAUAUGAAUGUAUUUGAUUACUCAUAUUUCUAAUUUACCUCUUCUAACCAAGGCUCAAAAUAGGCAAAGGACAUUAGCAUAAUAUCACAAUCCACAAUUCUGGACUGAAUAAAUUCUAUUAUUGGAAUUAAUUAUGCAUGCAUGUAUGUAUCUAUUUGCAUGAUUCAUCACAGUGCACAGGCUGUGUGGAGGUUUGCAAACACUGAUACUCAGAAAUUGGAACAUUGGUGAACAUUGCAUGACAUCACAGCAGCUCAGCCAGAGCAGUAUUUUAAUAACACAACACAUUAAGUGCUCUCACUUACAGGUUGUGUUGUUAUGCCCCAUUCCAGCAUCACCUGGUUGUGGUGGGGGGUGAGGGGGCGUUGUUUGGUAAGGGGCAAAUGAACCUCUGUGCAGUCUCCAAAUCUCUUAAGUUACCUGAGCUUCAGGGAACGAAGCAGACACAGGGAAGUGAUUCCAGUUCCAAAUAAAUACAGUGCUGUGGGUUAAACCACAGAGCCUAGGACUUGCCAAUCAGAAGGUCGGCGGUUCAAAUCCCUGUGACGGGGUGAGCUCCCAUUGCUUGGUCCCUGCUCCUGCCAACCCAGCAGUUCAAAAGCACGUCAAAGUGCAAGUAGAUAAAUAGGUACCACUCUGGCGGGAAGGUAAGCAGUGUUUCCGUGUGCUGCUCUGGUUCUCCAGAAGCGGCUUAGUCAUGCUGGCCACAUGACCCGGAAGCUGUACGCCGGCUCCUUUGGCCAAUAAAGCAAAAUGAGCGCCGCAACCGCAGAGUCGGCCACGACUGGACCUAAUGGUCAGGGGUCCCUUUACCUUUACCUUGGUUCUCGAAUGGCUUAGUUGUCGAACAAAUCGGCUCCCGAGCGCUGCAAACCCGGAAGUGAGUGUUCCUAUUUGCAAAUGUUUUUCCUGGAAGCCGAACGUCCGAUGUGACUUCUGCUUGAGCGCAGGAAGCUCCUGCAGCCAAUCGAAAGCCGCGCCUUGCUUUUCGAAUGGUUUCGGGAGUCGGACAGACUCCCAGAACAGAUUAAGUUCGAGAACCAAGGUACCACUUUAUUUUCUAACAUAAAUUAUAGUGUGUAUCUGAUGCUGUUUUUAAAGGGAUGGCCGUCUAAGCCCUGGCGACGAACUUCUCACUGUCAAUGGACAAUCUCUUAAGGAGCUCUCCAGCAAAGAAGCGGAAUCGCUCAUCCGGUCGGCAAAAGGCUUGGUAAACUUAGUCAUUGCUAACAAGGUACGUGGGAGAGACCUCCUGGUAGGAGGACCACAGGUCUGCAAGUGUGUGUGGGGGGGAGACUUUGGCAAGAUGCCCUGCAUGACCUCCUUCCUCUUUUCUUUUUUUGUCUCUGCCCACUUGCUCCUUCAGCCAAAGGGGAGGCAAGUAGCACUUGUUAUUCCUUUUUUUUUCCAGAGGGGAAAAAGCAGGCCAGUGCCUAGCAAUAGCCAUAGGAGCACCGAGUGAUCUCUAGUGAUUACUGGUGUGGGGUCAUUUCCUAAUAAGAGGCCCUGAUAUGUCCUCCUGGAAGGACUCUGAUGGCACGAACAUAAAGUCACACAUUCGCAUAGCAAAUAAUUUCAAAGUUUCCAGGAACAGUAGCUUUCAGUCUUCAAAGGUCUGGGUGUAAACCAGAAUGUUUUGGUUUUUUUUUUAAAAAAAUUCCUCCUGGAAGUCAGUUAUGAUGGAGACAGACACACUUCACCAGGUAGGCCAUUCCCCAAAGAGGGGAGCCACCACUUACAAGGCCCUGUUGCAAGUCUCUGCUGUGAAUGUAAGAGGAAAUUCAUCAGAUGGCAGCAUCAGCCACAAGGCAGUGCUAUGCGUGGCAGGGAACAACUGGACAGCAUCACAAACAGGACCCAAGGUGGUUGGUAUUAGGGAAGGUGUGGCCUGUGAGUUAAACCACAGAGCCUAGGACUUGCCGAUCAGAAGGUCGGUGGUUCGAAUCCCCGUAACGGGGUGAGCUCCCAUUGCACGGUCCCUGCUCUUGCCAACCUAGCAGUUUGAAAGCAUGUCAAAGUGCAAGUAGAUAAAUAGGUACCACUCCGACGGGAAGGUAAACGGCGUUUCCGUGCGCUGCUCUGGUUCACCAGAAGCAGCUUAGUCAUGCUGGCCACAUGACCCGGAAGCUGUACGCCGGCUCCCUCAGCCAAUAAAGCGAGAUGAGUGCCACAACCCCAGAGUCGUCCGCGACUGGAGCUAACGGUCAGGGGUCCCUUUACCUUACCUUUACACAUAUUCAACCCCCACCACUGUGCCUUUAAUACCUGCAUGGAAGAUAGAAAUUAAAGAGGCGUGCUUUUCCUCUCCAUGGCAUGGCCACACUGGGGGGGAAAUAUCUUCUCUUGAAUUUCUGCCUGUCCCAGAGCUCUUAGUGGCACAGCUGCCACACUAACAAAAAGUAACCAUCGAGAACACUGCAGGAAAGAAAGGUGAUUAUCAGUCUGGAUAGCUCAGUUGAUUAGAUCAUGGUGCUGAUAACACCAAGGUUGCAACUUUGAUCCCCGUAUGGGACAGCUCUGUCUUCCUGCAUUGCAGGGGGUUGGACUAGAUGAUCCUCAGGGUCCCUUCCACCUCUACAGUUCUAGGAUUCUGUGCUUUUCUACAUUAAUCUCAUCCCCCCAAAGUGUUCAAAAAGGGGAAGAUACCCAGCAACGGCGUUUGAGUAACUUAACAAAAGCGCCCUCUGCUGUGGGGAAAAGGGAAGUCGCCAUUCAACAUUAAAUCUUGAUGGCAGGUUGCGAUGGGAUUUUCUGAAAAUCCAGAUGUUGAAAACAGGAGCAAGUAUUCCCAAGGGCAUUCCUGGCAGUGGGUGGGUGGGGUGGGAUACUUGGCUGCCCUAACAGCAAUGUCUAUCAAUGUGGGGUUUGUGGAAUUCAAGCAAGCAUUCAGCACUGCCAGUCAGUGUACAUAAUGCUUGGCUAUAUAGACUUAAUGGUAUAAGGCAGCUUCCUACCUUCCUAUCUUCAUACUGAAAAGCGCCACCCUUCUCCUGUUUCUGGCCUGCCACAUGGCUGUUAAAACUAAGCUUGCUCUGAGCUGUUAGUCAAAGAUUCGUUAACCCUAAUUAAAAAUUAUGUAACAUAUAGGGGACUCAUCAUCCAAGUCUGCUAAAGUUUUCAAGAAUCUCUUGCAUGGGUAUGACAAAUGGCUCUGCCAUUUUGGUGAGGGGUAUUAUUGGUGUUGCACGCCAAGACAGGAGAGAGCUCCAGCGUAUUCAGGCAAGCUCAGAGUAAACAUUGCCCCCUAAAAGAUUAAGCUAGUCUUUUUCUCCCCACUCCAGGAAUCCUCAGUUUGUUCUCGCAAAGAACAGCCUGUUAAACAGGACGUACACAACGGCUCCAUUCUACAGACAAAAGCAAAAUGUCAGAGGACUCGCAGCAAUUCAGCCAGUAAGUUCUAGCGGCAAUUUAUAUUUUAACACUUAAUGUUGUUAUUUCCUCCUCCUCCCCACAUCCAUUUUCCUUUCGUAUCGUGCCUUCUUAGAUUAUAGGCUCUCUUUUUUAAGUGAUUGACAAACCUCUCUGGGAGCCUUCUUUAGCUGAAGAUCAGCAUUUUUAAAUCUAUCUGAAUUUAAAGAACUAUAUAGCACUUUAGGAUAUUGAAAGCAAUCCACGUAUGUUAUCUUGGUAAUCCUGGCAAACAACACCCUAAGGCAGGGCAGAAUAAUUGUUGCCUUGUUGAACUGGGUGGUUGUUUUUAAAACUGCAUAAGUACAUCAGCCGGAGAUGUAUUUUUUUGGACUUCUGGGGAGGCGCCUCCGGUAAUGGCGGAAUUUCUCUGACCGGGAGGAAUCUGCUCCGUGGAAAUCUGGGUCUGGCCGCCACGGCGAAGGCGGAGACCCAUUAAAAUCACAGGCGGGAGAAGCCUGUGAACGUGGGAUUUGGCGGGCACCUUUUGCGCCUCCCCCACUCGCGGGGAACCCCGAUUUUGGGGCUCCGGAGCGACGUGGGGUGAGCGGCGCGGUGCAUCGAAUCGUCUGCUUCUUCCACGGAGCGAAGCCGCAUAGCUGUUGCCGGAGAGCGCUGACCUUUUCCUGUGGACAAUUUGACUUUAAAGUAUUUACCCAUGAGUAGAGCUGAAGCGGAAGAAUUGGAUUUCUAAAAGUUUAAUUUGGUAUCGUAACGGGGAGGUUCAAAACAGGAAGUACGCCUUCCCCUUUUGUAAAUAGACUGAGGCAAUGAAGUUGCAAGCUGGAGUCCUGGAAGGUCUUUUGUAAAAGAACAAAUUUCCAACGGUAAAGAACAUUAAACCUCCUCUUGGCGGCAGGAGAAGAGAGGGGGAAGUUGCGGAUUGAGUAUGCCUGCGGGAAAGAGCGAAGAGACUUAAAACACCGCCGCUCUGACCCUGGAAAUGGGCUGCUAGUAGGACUGACGUCUUUUGGAAUGUUCAUUGACAGCGCUUAGAACGUUCAUUGACAGUUAAACAAGAGAAAUACAUUGUUUCUACUGUCUCCGGCUGCUUUAAAAAGGAGUAAAAGUAACUGAAAAUUGAAACUAAUUUGAAACUAACUUUGGAUUGUUUAAAAGAGGAUACUAUUGACUAUUACAAAUAGAAACUGUUUCCCCCUAGUGGAAGCCUUUGAAACUGGUUGCUUUACAAGAGUUGGACUAGGGGAAUUUCCAGCUGCAAGUUAAAAACCGUGAGACUCUGGGACUGACCUUGAAUCUUUCAAAUGUUAUGGUAAAUGGAAGAGGAAAAACAGAUCAGUCAACUGCUGACAAAACAUUAAGGUCUGGGAGGACUUGGUAACAAUCCAGGAGAGGUCUAUCAUUAGGCCCUCCUGUUCUUUUUGUUGCUGUCUUUAUAAUAGUAUAUUUGAAACCAAGAGGAAUGUCGACAGAAGAGGCUUUGGUGGCUGCAUUAUAUAAGAUAAAUGACUCAUUGGAUCAGGGGCUCCUCCUCCUCCAACAUGGCGACGAAGGUAGUUACCAAGUAAUUUCGUUUACCCUCAUCAAAGUUUUACGUGGUUUUAAGCGGUUUUAUCCUCCUUUGUUUUUAUCCGAGAGUUUUAAUGAUCUGCUGGCUGUGCUGGCUGUCUUUUAAUAUCGCUCCACUUGUGUUAUUUUGUUUUAUCUGGGUUGUUCCGACCCCCCCGGAUUCGCCGCCACGGCUGCCGCCGCCUCCCUAACUGGGAGAGAUAAGUGAAAAGUUUUCCUGGGCAUAAAUCCUCUGCCCUGUCAACCAGCUAUUUCCUUUUAGCUUACUGCAUAUUGCGAAGUGAAGUUUGCCCGACUGCUGGAACCGGGCUGUUCCAAAAUCCUAGGAACAAGGAAGAGGGGAAGGAAGAGGCUUGAACUGGCUGCCUUACUGUGAGUAAUUUUACAGCACCACUCUCCUGGAAGUGGUAGUAUUCCUGUGAGGAAGACUAAAGGAUUUAAGGAGCUCCCCAGCACAGUGCUCACGACGGUUCCCCUGCAAAAUUGAUUUAUGGGCCAUGGAAAACGCCCAAGAGACCCUGACGAGGCAUUAUCCUCUCCGAGGCCUAAGCAAUCAAGGAAGGGUUUACCUAAAGGUGGGAGAGGCCCCGAGGAAUGUAUCUACUCAAUAGCAAUUCAAAAUCGUUUCGAUCCUCUAACGGCCCUUGAAACAACAUCAAAAGAUGAGGCCCCUGAGACGCUACAAAUUGGAAAAGCCAAUGGUAACACAAAUGGGGAUGGUCCCUAUCCGAAGGAGGUGUUGGUGGACGAAUCUGCGGACUGCACAGGUUGUGAGCAACUCCAUCUAAUAAUUAGAACUCUAAACUGUAUAUUUAAGAGAAUUGAUGGCCUAUCCUCUCAGCUGCACAGCCUUCAGCAAAAACUGGAUGACCAGCCGGUUCAGACAGCCCAAGAUGGGGCAGUAGAUGUUCCAUUGUGCCGGCAGAAAGCGCCACCAAACACUGAUCGUAUGAAGAACUGCAAAUAUAAUCUCAACCCCUCACUGAAUCGCCAAUCCCUGACUCUACAGCCAAGGAAGAUUUCCCUAACCUUCCGGGAAAGGGACCCAAGUUGGGCAACGCUACAUGGGACUAAAGAGCACCUCAGAUGGCUUCUAAAACUUGAGACAUCACAAAUAGAUCUUUGUGCUGUGCUUCCCUUAAUCCAACAGAACAGAUAUCAGAGAAUGAUGCUGGCUUUCCACUCUGCAAAAAUCCCCUCUCUUAUUAUUAAGCAAAAAGUGUUUUUGAAUAGUCUUGGCAUUUUUCCAACGAGAGUCUUCAUGGAUUCCAUAAUUAGACCCCUCCUAUCGGAGGGAUUAAUCAAGGAGACGGUACAACCCUCCCAUCCUGAACCACAAAAGAGGGCUGAGCUGUACACCCCAUGUCUGGGCCAGUCCCAAAAUGCCUCCACUCCUACAACUAAACACUACGAUUGUGCCAGUAACUCUCUGACACCCCAGGAGGAAAGAGAGCUUAUCGCCUCCUUUGGUGAGUUACCUGCGAUGGAACAACAAGAAAUUAUAAAUAGGCUAGACUUACUUAAACUUCAGCUCCUAAGUAUUGCCUGCAAUGGAGUUUCUACGAGUAAUACCCACUCUAAUUUAGCGGUGCCAUACCCCAUGGAGGUGGAAACAGCAAUUCCCCAAUACCCAGCAUAUAAGGUGCCUUCUGCAUUGGAUGGGAAGGUCUCACUGCUGGAGGCAGACUCUUCUCCUCCCCUUCACGUUGGUAACUCAUCCCUGCUUCUAAUAGACUUAUCUGUCCCCUCCGUGAUUAACCGAUCAAAGAAUGGAACUCAGGAUAACACCCCCCUGGAUAAAUCGUUGUCCCUUCAUUCCUCCAUGCCGGACUUGGAAUCAACAUACAUCGAAGACCAUCCACGACCUGAGACGGCAGUGGCCAUUCCAAGUCAGGCUUCUCCAGCGCACUCUUGCCCACCAAAAAUCCAACAAUUACGUGAGGAAGACACUACAGUGUCGAGAGUCACCACAGAGUGGAUUGAAGACCCAGCAGGACAUAUAAAUCAAAGGAUCACAAGUGUAUCGGUUAGAUCCCCAAAGAGGACGGCUCCAGCGGACUUGGCAGGAGCCUCUUCAGAGCCUAGUUGGGCCCGACAGCUAAAAAUGCCAAAUAUUAUUCCUACCCACCAGGAUGCUAACUCUCUUCUGCCUCCCAAAAAUUCUGGCCCUCGUGAGUCGAUCGUGCCACAACCGGCUCGCAUUAGAGCAAAAGACUCCCCACAACCGGUGUGCACCAGAGCAAAAGACUCACCACACCAGGACGACAACUUUCAGCAAAGGAAAAUAACGGACUUCUUUAAGGGAGCGUCCUGGUCGCAUAAGAACCCCCCACAAGAAUUUAAAUGACGGUUAGCCGGACAAUCCAGAAAACCACCAAUAUCGAUCCUCUGUUGGAACAUAGCUGGCUGGCGUAGGAAAAAAUGUGACCCAGAAUUCCAGUCGUAUAUCAACUCGUUUCAUAUCAUUCUAUUGCAAGAAACUUGGGAGGAGGGUGAAAUUGUCAUAAACGGAUUCGACCUAUUAUCCCUUCCAGCUUAUCCCUCCCAGAAAGGAGGACGGCCGAAAGGUGGUCUAGUAAUUGGUAUCUCACUGAAGCUGCAUUUCAAAUUUUCACUAGUUUUGACUGCUCCCCUUAUGCUUUAUCCGGGUUGAUGUCGGGGGAAAAGUAUCACUGCUAAUCUCUAAUGUCUACCUCCCGCCAGAGGGUUCGUCCCUUGAACUGCAUGAUAGAUGGGAAAUAUUAGAAGAUCAUUUAGUAUCAUGCCGAGUCAAAUAUGCCAAUAGCCAAUCCUUAAUUGGUGGUGACUUCAACGCACGUAUAGCAGCAAAUUGGGCUGAUUUAACUAAAGCUAAAUGGUGGACUGCUCCAUGCCUUGACAAUUAUGAUUUGAGACAUGCCUUAGGGAGAGCCUCAAAAGACUCCAAAGUAAACGAGGCUGGAGUACUUCUUUACCAGAUGGCUAUUCGCUUAAACUUAGAACCCCUGAAUGGCUGCUGCCCUCCUGAUAUACCGGGGGAGUAUACCCACCUAGGCAUAAAAUCAAACAGUGUGCUAGAUUACCUUUUAGCCUCGAGUGACCUGAUUUCGAAAGCUCUCUCUUUUAAGAUUGACAAUAUUCACUAUAGUGAUCACCUUCCACUUGCUGCUACGUUUGACCUAGACUGGCACGGGGACGAGCACGGUCAUCCAACUCAAUUAGAUACUAAUGCAGAAAACCAGGUAGAGGGUAUUAAUACGGCAUUACGAGUGAAGGGUAUAAAGUGGUCUGUAACGCAGGCUCAAAAAUAUUCUGAAUUUUUUCAGCAGGAGAUCAUACAAACCUAUUCAGCCCUUGGCAUAACUUCAUAUGAUCACGACCAAACUAUUAAUCUAUUUGCCAAUCUGUUGAAUGACCUCACGUCAUUCUUUUCUGUCCCAACCCACCAGGCAAAUUGGGCCCACCCCAAGACAGGUGCACCGUGGUUUAACCGUAAUUGCAAACAAGCCAAACAACAUCUUUGUGCUAUUUAUAAUGAUUACAAAUCCUCAGGGGCGAUUACGCUUCCCAAGGAGUACUAUCAGGCAAAAUCAGCUUACAAAUAUGUGCAGAAAAAGGCCAAACAGGAAUGGCAAUUGAACCGCUGGCAAGCACUUAUAGCUGCCUCAAGUACUCGUAAUUCCGAAAAUUCUGGCUGUUGGUUAACAGAAAAUCUAAAAGAUACCCCUUAACAGUUAUUCCUGCCCCAAUUUGGGAAUCCUUUCUAAGGAAUUAUUUUGCCUUACCAGACCUUAAUAUUAAUACAAUCGAUGGAGUCUAUGAGCAGCUCCCUCUUUGGCCACCCACUGACCCGGAAGAAAUCCACGGACUUAUUUCUAAUCUUAAAAUCGGAAAAGCCCCGGUCCUGAUCUAGUCCCGGCAGAAGCUAUAAAGCUUCAUGCUGACUGGUGGGCGAAAAUCUUGGCCGCUACCUUUGAUGCUGUAAACAACAGUGGGAAGGUACCAAGAAUAUGGAAGGAUGCGAUUAUUGUUCCAAUUCAUUAAAAAGGCUCGACAGAUGACCCGGGAAAUUACAGGAAUAUCAGUUUAUUGUCAUUAAUCGGGAAAAUAUAUGCACGGUUCUUGUUAACUAAGCUUACUAAGUGGGCCGAAGAGAACAACCUGAUUGGGCCUGAACAGGCUGGUUUUAGACCGAAUCAGUCAGCGGUUGAUCAGAUCUCAGUUUUAUACCACCUUGCCCGGAAAUACUCCUCCCCAAAUAGAGGCCAACUUUGUGCGGCCUUUAUUGAUUUAAAGGCCGCUUUUGACAGCAUCCCCAGAGGAUUGCUUUGGGGAAAACUAGCCCGAUGGGGAAUAGAUAAAAGACUUUUGUGGCUAAUAACUAAACUGCAUGACGGAUCGGCCGCUAGGGUGAGAAUCUCUCCGGCAGGCGACCUCUCAAACUCAGUAACUAUCAAUAGAGGUGUUCGCCAAGGAUGUAUCCUUGCUCCGACCCUUUUCAAUCUAUUUAUAAGUGAUAUGAGGGCGCCUCUGAUAGAGGCUCAAGAAACGAUCCACGCCCCCCGUCUUGCCCAAUAUCGUUGCCCCCUUCUACUCUACGCAGACGACGCAGUGAUCCUAUCCUUUUCAAGAGUCGGCCUUAGGAGGGCAUUAAAAAUUUUCGAUGUUUACUGUACUCAUUGGAUCAGCUUCACAGGAAAAUGGACAUGAUAAAUGCGAAAGUGGACGUUUCGGUUGCUGAGGUUGACUUGAAUGCAGGGAAUAUGGAUAAUACCAAUACAGAAACCACCCAGAAAUUGAUACAAGAACCUAUUUUGAUAUGGCAAGCUGUGGAGGAAGUCAGGGAAAAAGCUGUUGCUGCUGAAGGUAAAGUAACACAACUGGAGAGAAAGAGAAAGAGAACCCCAGCCCUACAGAGGCAAUUUGAUGAACAUAAGUUGACGCUCGCUAUGACUGAACUUAAGGAAAAACAGACGAAUUUGAGGAUUAGAGUUCACCUUUGGUGGACAUGCCCAAGGAUUAAGACACUCUGGGAGAUGAUUCAUAACGAAAUGAAAAAGGUAUUUAAAUAUACCCUUUUGAAGAAACCAGAGGCCUUUCUCCUGGGCAUGGUCGGCCAAUUGAUGUUAAAGAAGGAUAGAAUUUGUUUCAUGUAUGCAACAAUAGCAGCAAGAAUACUCAUUGUGAAGUACUGGAAGACACAAGAUUUAUCCAUUCGGGAAGAAUGGCAGAUGAAGUUGAUGGACUAUAUGGAAUUGGCGGAAACGACUGGCAGAAAUCCGAGACCAGGGAGAAGAGCUGGUGGAAGAAGACUGGGAAAAGUUUAAGACUAUUUAUAGAAAUACUGUAAAAAUAAUGAAUGUUAGAAAAAUGUUGGAAUGAAGUUAUAUGGCUUUAGUAGAAAUGCUAUAAGGAAUCAAGUAUAAAUAGAUUAAUAGUGUAUUAAAGGGAAAAUAAGGCUAGAAUAUGUUAAGAUAAUUAUAGGAUAGAAAACAGAGGAAGAUGGAAAGGAAUUGCUGAAAUAAUUAAUAGAAGUGGAAAACAGAAAGGGAGGUGUGAGGAGGUCGUGGAAAUAAGGGAAUGAAAGAUAAGACAUUGAAAUUGUUCUGUGUUUGAAAUGGUUUGUGUUAUGCUUUGUUAGUUUUAUGUUUUCCUUUUUUCUUUUCUUUUUCUUUUUUCUUUUUCUUUUGUCUUUCUGUUUUGUUGUGUUCUAAUGGUUGAAAAUUAAUAAAUAUUAAUUAUUAUUUUUUAAAAAGGAGAUGUAUGUUAUGAGGCAACAAGCAACCUGAAAAAUAAUAACAAUAAUAAUAAUAAUAGACGUUGCCAUGGUGAUAUUGCAGAUGGGUGUGCGGGGAGGAAGGACUGAGGCUGAAGAUGCCCGUGGUGGGCAAGGCCAGAGUCCAUAGUGGGUGGAGCAAUUAAGGGAAAUUUUAACUUUGUACAGUAGGCUAGCUUCUACACACACACACACACACCCCUCCACAGGUGCUGGGUGGCACCCAAGAUUGGGAUGGUGGUGCGCAUUGCAUGUGUUAUGUCACACACACACCUUCCAAUGCUGUGUAGCCUUUUGCUAGGCCGCACUGGUCUCCAUGGUGUCAGGAGAUGCUGUGGAGACUGUCACAGCCUGGCAUGAGGCCUAGCGGAAGGCUACACCAGCCAGCUUGGUGUCAGGAGUAGCUGGUGCGCAGGCCAGUGUGACUUUGCAGCAGGCCAUGCCAGUCCUCACAGCAUAAUAAUAAUAAUUUAUUAUUUAUACCCCGCCCAUCUGGCUGAGUCUCCCCAGCCACUCUGGGCAGCUCCCAAUCAAAUGUCAAAAACAGUACAGCAUUAAAUAUUAAAAACUUCCCUGAAUAGGGCUGCCUUCAGAUGUCUUUUAAAGAUAGGAUAACUGCUUAUUUCCUUCACAUCUGAAGGGAGGGUGUUCCACAGGGUGGGCGCCACUACCGAGAAGGCCCUCUGUCUGGUUCCCUGUAACCUCACUUGAGGCAAUGAGGGAACCGCCAGAAGGCCCUCAGAGCUGGAUCUCAGUGUCCGGACUGGAUGAUGGGGGUGGAGAUGCUCCUUCAGGUAUACAGAACCAAGGCAUCUCCCAACAUUGCACAGGCCGGCACAACCUUCUAUUGAUGCUGCGCCGUGCUCAGCUCCGCAGUUCGGCCUCCUCUGCCCCCUCAAUAUUCGGGGGCCUGAGCCCCCCACUAAGGAAUAUUGAGGGAGCUGCACACCUCUCCAUCCUCCAUAUCUGCCUUGAAAAAGUCGAUCUGGAAACGCUUGCAGUGCUGCAAUUUCUCUCUUAUCUUGUGGUCCUUGUGAUGCACUCCUGAUUGUCUCAUACCUUCUCCCUUCUCUUGUGUGUUAUUGUUAACAGGUGUGAGUCCAUACUGGAUAGGGGAAAUUGACAGCCCCAUGGCAAAGAAAUCAGCCUCCCGAUACAGACAGUCCCAUUCUCUUUACAGCAACAGGAAGUCUCUCUCUCAGCAGCUGGACACCUCAGCAGGAAGAGCCUCUGUAAACGUAAGAGGAAAUCCAUCAGAUGGCAGCAGCAACAAGGCAGAGCUAUGCUUAGCAGGGAACAGCUGAUAUACAGCUUUAAGGCUACUAAUUUCCCUCCUGUCAAGGGAACAGUCACCUAUUUUCCAUCACGGCUACAAGAGCAUAGGGCUGUUGCUCCCAAACUGUGUGUGCCAGGGCAUUAGUUUAUUAACUGCCGUAUUUUUCGCCCUAUAGGACGCACCGGCCCAUAGGACGCACCUAGUUUUUUUGGGGGGAAAUCAAGGGGGAAAUUUUUAUUCCCCCCCCCCCCAGGUUUGCACAGCCAUCCCCAAGCUACAAGAGGGAGAUGGAGUGCUCCGUCUCCCUCUUCUGCCUUCAGGGACAGCCUCUCUAGCCUCCGUGGGGCAGCGGCUUGCCCCGCUUUCCCCCAGCUUAUGGGGCUGGCGAUGGGGAGAAGCAAGCUUGCUUCUCCCCCCCCCGCCAGCCUCCAGACCAGGUCGGGGAAUAGUGGGGUGGCGGCGCUGCGCCUCCCCUCUGUCCCCCGAGCUUGUGGGCUGCAGGCUGCCGCCCGCAAGCCUUGUGAGCCCGCGGGACCUCCCGCCGGGCUUGCAAGGCUUGUGGAUAGCUUCCUGAAGCCUGGAGAGCAAGUGGGGUCGGUGCGCACCGACCCCUCUCGCUCUCCAGGCUUCAGCGAAAGCCUGCAUUUGCUCCAUAGGACGCACACACAUUUCCCCUUCAUUUUUGGAGGGGAAAAAGUGCGUCCUAUAGAGCGAAAAAUACGGUAAUAAAAGGGAUGCGGGUGGCGCUGUGGCCUAAACCACUGAGCCUCUUGAGCUUGCCGAUCAGAAGGUCGGCAGUUCGAAUCCCCGUGACAGACUGAGUUCCUGUUGCUCUGUCCCAGCUCCUUCCAACCUAGCAGUUCCUUUUUCUUUCUUUUUAAAUAAUUUUUUAUUAAGUUUUUAAACAAACAAAAAAGAAAAACAACACACACAAAAAACAAUACAAAGCUUAAACAAUAUAAACACAAAACAAUUAAUAACGAACUCUCUUUUCCAUUACCAAUUUUAAAUUACUUAUUUUCUGGACUUCCUCAUACCUCCCUCUUUUGUAUUCCAAUCCACAUUUAUUUAUCCAGCCGUUUCUUUACAAUUUUUUAAACCCAAUCUUAAAAUUAAUAAAAUGUUAAAAUAUAUAACUUCAACUCUUUUAAACCUAAUCCUUGAUCUUAAUAUCCUGUAACUUUAAAGUUUUUCCUUUUAAAAUCAAAUUUCCAUUUCUUUAAACUUCUUUAAUCUUAAUCUUUAAUCUUAAUCUAUCCUUAACUUUAACCUAUGCAGCUGGAAACCACUUAUUUUCAGUCCAACAUCACUCUAACAUUCCUUAAUUUUGCAGUGUUUCUGAAGAUAGUCUUUGAAUUUCAAAGACCAACCUAGCAGUUCCAAAACAUGCCAGUGCAAGUAGAUAAAUAGGUACCGCUGUGGCGGGAAGGUAAAUGGCGUUUCCAUGCAUUCUGGCUUCUGUCACAGUGUCCCGUUGCACCAAAAGCAGUUUAGUCAUGCUGGCCACAUGACCCAGAAAGCUGUCUGUGGACAAAUGCCGGCUCCCUCAGCCUGAAAGCGAGAUGAGUGCACAACCUCAUAGUCGACUUUGACUGGACUUAACCGUCCAGGCGUCCUUUACCUUACCUUUACUUUAUUAACUACCGUAUUUUUUGCUCUAUAAGACUCACUUUUUCCCUCCUAAAAAGUAAGGGGAAAUGUGUGUGCGUCUUAUGGAGCGAAUGCAGGCUGCGCAGCUAUCCCAGAAGCCAGAACAGCAAGAGGGAUUGCUGCUUUCACUGCGCAGCGAUCCCUCUUGCUGUUCUGGCUUCUGAGAUUCAGAAUUUUUUUUUCUUGUUUUCCUCCUCCAAAAACUAGGUGCGUCUUGUGGUCUGGUGCGUCUUAUAGAGUGAAAAAUACGGUAAUUAAUGUCUCCAAUGAACCCAAAGCCAUCCAUACAUGGAGGAGGCUGCCCACAGCAUCUCUAAGCAUCCAGGCAUUAUCUUCUAAGUCUGGCUGUAACUCGGUAGUAGAGCAUAUGCAUCGUGGUGCAUAAGGUUUCCAGUUCAAGCCACACUAGGUAGCAUGAGGAAAGACUCUCUUGGUAGGAGUAGGGGAAUUUAAUGUUGUGGCCUCCAGAUGUUCUCGAAUUAUAACUCCUAUCAGCUCCAGCCUGAGUGACUAAUUGUCAGUAGUGUUAGAAGCAGUGUUAGAAACUCAAAUAACUAAUCUAGGCACCAAAUGACCCCCUUAAACCAGGGUUACAGUUGCCAAAACGGAAUGCCUAAUUGCCAUUUCGGGGCCAGGCAGCUCAAAAAUUGCAUUUCCCAACAAGCCUUUUUGGCUUCUGAAAUUUGUUCCGAUUGUGCGGAGCGGGCGCCACUACCGAGAAGGCCCUCUGCCUGGUUCCCCGUAACCUCACUUCUCACAGUGAGGGAACUGCCAGAAGGCCCUCAGAGCUGGACCUCAGUGUUCCUACUGUUUCAGAAAGUGUGAAUUGAGUAGGUUCCCUUUAAAAUUCAAACUAAACCCUAUUUGUAUCCUACCCCUAGUCAUAACAUCCAUGGUCUCCUGUCCUUUCAAGUGGCAUUGACCUGUUGCUUUUCGUUGAAUAUGCAGCCCCUUUCCAGGUCUUCGCGGUCUCUGAGUACAGCCCAGCUGAUGCAUGCGACGUGUGGUCUUCAAGCCUCUGUAAUCUCCAAUAUUGUUUUAAUGAAAGGCCAAGGGAAGGUGAGAUGCUAAUUUUAAUCAUGUGUCUCCUCUGCUUGGGCAGGAAUGGUUUCAGAGGGGCUGCUAAGCAAUACUGCUUAGACUUAGGAGGGAUGUAGGAAGGCAUCAUUAACCAUUCUCAAACUCCCAUCAGCCCCAUUCAGCAAGGCCAACACAUUUUUCAGUAAGACUGGAAUUGUAUUCUCAGUUAUCUCAGAGUAAUUACACUGAACUCAGUGGAACUCAUGGCAUAUCUGUGAAACUGUAGGUUUUGUCUAUCAGUUCAUAAGUUCUCUCCCAUCUGUAUUUUUGAGGGUUGGGUGGGAUAGCAUUGCCAUAAGGAAUUUCCCAGACAUAGCUGGGAUCUGGUAAAAUCUGGAUAUAUGGUAACCCAUGUUGGAAGUGCAGAUUUUGGCGGAUUUCCAUAUAUAUAUAUAUAUAUAUAUAUAUAUAUAUAUAUAUAUAUAUAUAUAUAUAUAUAAUUUUUAUUGAAUGAUUUUAUGUUACAAAAAACAAUACAGCCAUACUACCACUAAAUAUAAUUAAGAAAUAAAAAUUACAUACAUCGAUAUUUAGUUUGUUAUUUGUUAUUUACCGUCUUAUUUCCUCCCAAACAUUGCAUACAACAACACACAUAUGUGCAGACACCCGGAUUUCCAUAAAAAUAGCUGGAAAACUUCGAUUUUUGAGCUCAAAACUUUAACUUUUGAGCAAAGCUAAAGAAAGCUCAAGAACUUUGGCCAAAAUAUAAAAUAAAACUUAGCUGGGCAAAGCUAAAGAAAGCUCAAGAACUUUGGCCAAAAUAUAAAAUAAAAUAAUGGCAAGACCUUUGUAAUGUGCAGCAUUUACAUUUAAUUGGGAAAGCCUUUUUAAAACCGCUUCAUCAACUAAACAUGUUCCCCAUGCAUCCUCCCCUUAGGGCCUUGGUUUCAGCAUUGUGGGUGGCAAAGACAGUAUUUAUGGCCCCAUUGGCAUAUAUGUGAAGACUAUCUUUCCUGGAGGAGCUGCCGCUGCAGAUGGAAGGCUGCAAGAAGGUGGGAGAACUUUGCUUCUGUAUAUGUAGACCGGCCUUUUCUUUUUAUAACAAGUGGGUAACUGUGAAACAGAAUAAAUGCAUUGCAUCUUCUUUGCAGUAUGUUUGUUUGUGUGCGCACACUCAUUUAUACUGAGUGGAAACUGAAAAUACACAAUGGUUUUCAAUCUUUGUUUGUGACCCACAACCUUGUUCAGGUUGCGUCCUUGGCUUUGCUAUGGACUUCAGUUGGUCGCCGUUGAGGGGCCUGGUAGGACUUUUCCCACUUGGCAAAUUGGCACCAUCCACUUGGUUUUCACCUACCUCGUAGCAAUCGUCACAACUUUGUAAGGUUUGGCGGUUAGGCAUUGGAAUAGCGAAGUUUGGGGGAGGGGAGGUGUGGCCAUUACCUGCCCCUCUGUGCUCAGGGGUAUUCCGUUAAAGGAAUCCGGGGGUGUGGAUCUUGUCCGAAGCCCAGGGAGGGGCUAGGGCCAUGCCACGACCCCAGCAGGAACCCAGGGGGUGCUUGAGUCGAUCUACAUUGGUGGGGCUCCCCCUACUGGUGGUUUACCCUUACCAGACUCCCUGCAAGGCGGGCAGGAGUCAGAUAUAGUCUGUUGAUGCCAAUGCCUAAGCCAAUACUGCUCACAUUCUGUAACCAAUAAAGUUGUAGCCUAAAUUUUGCCCAUUAACACCAACCUAAAAUUCUGUGUCCUUUAUUCUCAUGGGGGUGGCUUGCAGCUUUGACACACAACAAGUGAGUAACUGUGAAACAGAAUAAAUACAUCCUGUUGUGCAUUGUAUCUUUUUGCAAUGUGUUUGUUUGUGUGUGCGCACACUCAUUUAUGCUGAGUGGAAACUGAAAAUGCACAAUGGCUCUGAAUCUUCGUUUGUGACAUCUAUUGGAGCGAUGGUGUUACAUAUAAACUAAGCUAAGGCUCUCUAACAGGAUUAUUUCUUUCAAUUAACAGGGGAUGAAAUCCUGGAACUGAAUGGAGAAUCAAUGCAUGGACUCACACAUCACGAAGCUCUGCAGAAAUUCAAGGUUAUGUCCAUCUCUGAAGUCCUGCCCCUCCCCUUGCCCAACACACGCACUCAAGCCAUGGUGCAGAGUAGAGGAGGUCAUCCAAGUUAGUUUGGCCCUCAAGACUAGGGUUGAAACAGAAAUGUGAUCUUACUCACACUUUCUGAAAAAAAUAUGCAAACUGAAACACAGCUGUUCUUCAAAAGUUGUGCAUCUCUGAAUUUUGCAAGGCGUUUUGCCAGCCAAGUAAUGAGCACCAAAACCUGUAUACUGGGGGAGGGGAGUGCAUAAAUAUGAAAAUAUUAGUGAAAGCAGCAUACAAAAAAAGCAUCACAUUGGGGGGAAUUGUUUUGCAAAAAUGUGUUUAUUAGACAAAAUGCUGAUGAAUUUUCAGGAGGACUUAAAAAAAAAUCACAAACUGACCUGAAAAUGUGGACACUGGAACGUAAGAUGGGAGAAUUGAGAAACAGAUAAAAAUAUAAAAGAAAAGAUUUGUCCAUUUGCAGUUGAGACAGAAAAUGGCACAAGCACGUUCUCCCGCUUUCCGGGCAGCAAAAAACACAAGAAUACUAAAUCAAGUAAUCUAACAAUUUGCUGCCCUUUCAUUCCCCGCAAUCUGCUCCCUGGGGCAGCUGCCUCACUCUGCCCAAUGUUUGGGUCUCCCCAUUGCCUCUCUCUUUAUACACAUAGCACACACAACUCAUGUUGCUUCCUUGUUUCUAGCAGGCCAAGAAAGGUCUUCUCACACUCACGGUCCGGACGAGCCUCAGUACCCCACAUUCUGCCGCAAGCUACUUAUCCUCCCAUCUCUGCCGUUCCCUGAGCACCAGCAUGUCUAUCACCAAGGAGAACAGCUCCUUUGGCUCGGAAGGCACCACUUUCCCCUUGAACUCUGCCAACCCCAACGACAGGAUCAUUAUGGAAGUUUCCCUAAAGAAAGGUGAGUGUUAGAAGUAACGGAGCACAAAGGAAGAGAAGCAGCAGCUCUGCUUUCCCUUGGAAGGCUUUCCCCAAAUCGGUGAUCUUUCCUGGGCCUUGAAUUCAACUGAAUUGGGAUAGCCAGUGAGGUGUCCUCCACAUGCUGUGGACUACAGCUCCCAUCAGGCCCAGCCAGCAUGGCCAAUGGUCAAAAAUCAUGGAAGUAGUAUCCUAAAAGACCUGGAGGGCACAAUGUUGGCUACCCCUGAAUUCAAGUAUGAUUUAAUUUCACGGUAGCCAACAUUGUGCCCUCCAUAUCUUUUAGAAUACUACUUCCAUAAUUUUUAAGUCCAUUGAAAUGAAUGGUCUUGGCUAACAUAAGUCUAUUGAUUUCAGUGGGGUCUACUCUGAGUAGUUGGAUAAAAGGUAAAGGGACCCCUGACCAUUAGGUCCAGUCGUGGCCGACUCUGGGGUUGCGGCGCUCAUUUCGCUUUAUUGGCCGAGGGAGCCGGCAUACAGCUGGUCAUGUGGCCAGCAUGACUAAGCCUCUUCUGGCGAACCAGAGCAGCGCACGGAAAUGCCGUUUACCUUCUUGCCAGAGCGGUUACUAUUUAUCUACUUGCACUUUGACGUGCUUUCGAACUGCUAGGUGGGCAGGAGCUGGGACCGAGCAACGGGAGCUCACCCCGUUGCGGGGAUUCAAACUGCCGACGUUCUGAUCGGCAAGUCCUAGGCUCUGUGGCUUAACCCACAGCGCCACCCACGUCCCUGAUACAACUCCCCCUUUGGGUGUGCCAAGUAUUUGCCCCAAAACAGAUUUAAUAAGUCAUAGUCUACUGAGAGGAGUAGGGCAAGGUGAGGGGGAAAUUGCCAGUGUUCAUAAAGGGGUGAGGACAUCUUAAACUUAAUUUCCAAAUGUCAGUUUUCAAAAGUGGGCUGAGCAACAGAUGUGACUCCUUCCUUUAUACCAGGCAUAGGCCAACUCGGCCCUCCAGAUGUUUUGGGACUACAACUCCCAUCACCCCUAGCUAACAGGACCAGUGGUCAGAGAUGAUGGGAAUUGUAGUCUCAAAACAUCUGGAGGGCCGAGUUUGCCUAUGCCUGCUUUAUACAGUAGACAUUCUGGCCUUGCAAAUGAUGGACGUCCCUACAUGCACACCUCUCUCCAGCCAGGCAAGCACCAACCUCACAUUUUAAAGGCACUUCCAGCAAGGCAGAAACACUCCAAGCCAGCAGGGAGGAGGGCCACUGAGGGGUGGGAUCUGGGAAGGAGGGGUGUGGCCUCAAGAGUAGGGAUAGUCCCAAAGGCAGGAAGGGAUAGAGAGACCCAGACGGCCACAUCUGGCCCCAAAACCUGAUGUUCCCCACACCCGAUUUAGACAGAAAGGGAAGAAACCAAUCUAAUUUUCAAAGUUUUCAUCUAACGACAGUUUAUAUAAUUCAAAAAACAUAACAGAUUGUCUUUGUUUUGCAUCUUUCUGAUAUAUUUUCCUCAGAGGCUGGCGUGGGUUUGGGCAUCGGAUUAUGCAGCAUCCCUUAUUUUCAGUGUAUAUCAGGAAUAUUCAUUCAUGCCCUCUCUCCAGGCUCUGUAGCUCACAUGGAUGGAAGGCUCAGGUAUGUUGAGACUGAAUAGCUUCAACAGCAGAUAUAUAUGUGUUUGUGUGUGUGUGUGUGUGUGUGUGUGUGUGUGAGUGAGAGAGAGAGAGAGAGAGAAUAUUCACAUCUCUUUAGAAGGCAGUCACUAACUGUUGGGCUGCAGUUGAAAAAAAAUACAUGAGGAAAUCUAAUUACAGAAAAUAUGAAGAGAAAAGAUGGCCCUAUAUUUGCAGUCGAUUUUCAUUUAUUCAUUUUAGGCAUUGACAUAUUGCUUAACCGUUAGCAUUUCUAAGUGACAUAUAUAAACAAUACACUACACAGAAUAAAACAUCAAAAAGUCAGCAUAAAACUGAACAUCAAACACCUACUGGAAUCAGAAAGUAUUUGAUUUGCACUUAAGUUCAGCAAGGAGGGGGCCUGUACAGUCUCAGUCGGAAGGGGACUGCACAGGCCUGGUCCACAACACGGAAUGCACACUUAUGAGUCAAGCACCUGAGCCAUGGAGGACAGAGACCCCCUCCCCAAGACCUCAGUGAUUAGAUAGUCUUGGGCCCAAGCUGUUAAAGGGCCUUCUACAGUGGUACCUUGGUUCUCAAACUUAAUCCAUUCUGGAAGUCCGUUCCAAAACCAAAGCACACUUUCCCAUAAAAGUAAUGCAAAAUGGAUUAAUCCGUUCCAGAUUUUUAAAAACAACCCCUAAAACAGCAAUUUAACAUGAAUUUUACUAUCUAACGCAAGCAUCCCCAAACUUGGCCCUCCAGAUUUGGGACUAUAACUCCCAUCAUCCCUAGCUAACAGGACCAGUGGUCAGGGAUGAUGGGAACUGUAGUCCCAAAACAUCUGGAGGGCUGAGUUUGGGGAUGCCUGAUCUAACGAGACCAUUGAGUUGUCUGAGUACCAAGGCGUUUGAGAACCAAGGUACCACUGUAAAUUAAUACGAGAACCUCAGAACUGAUGAUGUCAGCCCCACUUCCCUUCCACACACAUGGCAGCGAUAAGGGCAUGUCUACACAACAAUCUUGCACCGGACUGACUCCAAAACAGCCUCUGUACGUAACACACACACAUUUUCUAGGGACAACAGAGCAACCACUCUCAAACCGCUGCAACUGCCGGUGCUCUUAAAACCAUGUGCACACUUCCUAGAAUGGUAUGAGAAGCUGCACAUUAGCAAGCUAAGUUGUGCUGCAUAUACCAUGAAGGGCUUGGACCACAUUGCUCUUUCAGCCUUCUGUGCUUCAGCUGGAAGUGCUUAAGCAACACUCACCCCCCCUACCCCCAAAGUGAAAGGUCAGGCUAAGCAAGCAAGCAGGAAGGAAACUGUGGGUGCAACACACUUGACAAAUCACACACCACAGGUCUGGUUGCAGCUAAAGGUGCAUCAGAAGAAAGUUUGUAGAAGUCACCAAAGUGUGAAGGAUGAACGGGUGUUUCAGAUCUGCACGACUUCCACACGCUAUGUAUUUCGGGGAUAUUCUCCUGGGCAGGCAGCCCUCUGGGACUUAGUCAUUUGCAGCCUAAUUCUAUCUCCCUCUGCCCCAUUACAGACUGAGAGACUAAAAGGGAGGAAAAUAGAAUUACCGUUUUUUCCCGUGUAUAAUAUGCCCCCAUGUAUAAGAUGACCCCUAUUUUUUCCCCUGUUUUUUAUUGAUUUUCCAAAUUUUUGAACAAACAAACAUACAUCUUAACUUUACUUGAUCCAAUCUUGGUAACAUUGUUAAGUGACUUCCUCAAAUCUCCCUGGCUGAAUUUUAGUGUAUAUCAUUGUAACAGUUUUCCAAAACUAAUUUUCUCAUAAAAUUAACUUAAUCAGUUAACAUAUUUCUUUCUUUUCAUUUUGACUUUAAACAUGUUAUUCUCUAACAUUGCAUAUUUAAAUCCUAAGCCUAUCUGGUAUUUGCAAGUAUUCCCAAUUAAGUUAUCUUAACAUAUUUAACUAAAUGGUCUUUAAAUUUCCGCCAUUCCUCCUGGUACUCCUCGUCCUUCUGGUUGCGGACUUUUCCAGUCAGGUCGGCUAGCUCCGAAAAGUCCAUCAUCUUCAUCUGCCAUCCCUCCACUGUUGGAACUUCUUGUGUUUUUCAAUUCUUAGCUAACAAAAUUCUAGCUGCAGUUGUGGCAUACAAAAACAGUCUAACAUCUUCCUUGGGCAAUUCCAAACCUAUUACUCCAAGAAGAAAGGCCUCUGGUUUCUUAGUAAACGUAUAUUUCAACAUUUUUUUCAAUUCAUUAUAAAUCUUCUCCCAGAAGUCUUUCACCAGGUCCACCACAUAUGAUAAAAGGUACCUUCUUUUUCUUUACAUUUCCUAUAUAAAUUAUCACUGUUAUGAUAUAUCUUUGCCAAUUUUACAGGGGUUAAGUACCAUCUAUACAUCAUUUUCAUAAUAUUUUCCUUUAACACUGUACAUGCAGUGAACUUGACCCCUUUCCUCCAUAACCUCUCCCAAUCUUCAAACAUUAUGUUAUGUCCCACUUCUCUUGCCCAGUCUAUCAUCACGGAUUUAACUUGUUCAUCCUUUGUAUGCCACUCCAACAAUAUAUUUUUUUAACCUGAAAUUAAGAAAUUAAGUUGUUUAGCUUUUUUGGGUGGGGUGGGGUGGAGGAGGUCACUUCCAUCAAUCGCUCACCCGCCUGCCCGCCACUGCUGAUCGCUUGUCACAGCCACUGCCAAUCGCACACCUCGCCGCAGCCACCAAUUGUCUGCUCGCUUACUGCCACCAACAACCCACCCGCCCACUUGCCAUAGCCACCAAUUGCCCGCCUGCCUCGCCACAGCUGCCAAUUUCCUGCCCAAUUGCCUCAGCCACAGCCAAUCGCCAGCAAGCCUUGCUGCAGCCACCAAUCACCCACCCAGUUGCCGCUGCCAAUCUCUUGCUUGCUGCUGCCAUUAAUCACAUGUCCCCCCCCCCUGCAUUCACUAUCCACGUAUAAGACGACACCCAAUUUCCCCUAUUUUUUCAAGCAAAAAGCAUUGACUUAUACACAGAAAAAUACGGUAUAUUGUAGGCCACCUAGGCCACAUUUACACCAUACAUUUAAAGCACGAUAAUAUCACUUUAACCCAGCAUGGCUCCCCCCAAAGAAUUCUGGGAGCUGUAGUUUCUUAAGGGCACUGAGAGUUCUUAAGAGGCCCCUCUUCCCGCCACAGAGCUACAAUUCGCAGAGUUCCCUGGAAAGAGGGGUUGAUUCAAAGCGAAUUGUAGCUCUGUAAGAUGAACAGUAGUCUCCUACCAUCCCUCAGCACCCUUAACAAACUGGAGCGUCAAAUUUUGGCCUUCUGGGACAGAACUACCGUAUUUUUUGCUCUAAAAGACGCACCAGACCAUAGUUUUUGGAGGAGGAAAACAAGAAAAAAAAUAUUCUGAAUCUCAGAAGCCAGAACAACAAGAGGGAUAGCUGCGCAGCCUGCAUUCACUCCAUAAGACACACACACAUUUCCCCUUACUUUUUAGGAGGGAAAAAGUGAGUCUUAUAGAGCAAAAAAUACGGUACCUAAAUUGUACAGAAAUUUAUUUAUGUAUGCUACUACAGCAGCAAGACGUUACUUGCCCCAAGGUGGAAAGAAGCAGAAGUCCCAGUAAAGGAAGAAUGGAUACAAAAAAACUUAUGGAAUAUGCAGAAAUGGCAAAACUUACCAGAAGAAUGAGAAAUCAAGAUAACAAACUUUUUAUAAAAGAAUAGAAAUGGUUUAUUGAAUAUUUACAGAUGAAUUGUAAACAGAUAAAAACAUUAGGAGGAUUACUGUCACAACCUGUAGUCUUAUAAGAGUAUAUAUUUACAGCAGAUAAUUUAAUAAGCAAGUCAAAUGAAUUUGGAUAUGCAGAAGAGAUUAAAAAAAAUAAAUUUAAGGAACUGUAGAAAGAGGGGGAAGGAAGUCAAAUUUUGAAAUGCGAAAUUGAUUGCAAAGCUAAUGAAAUGUAUAAAUUUGAAAAGUAUAACUAAAAAUCUUUUUUUAAAAAAAGCAAAAACAAAUUUUGGCCCUGCUCUUCACCUCCACCACACAACAAGGCUACAACAGAACCCCUAGGUUCUGGGUUAAAAUACUAUCGUGGCUCACUUGGUAUGAAAAGUUGGACCGCCUUGAUUUAGGCCAUCAAUAGUAAAUGCAUACCUUCUAGCAUGUUCCUGAAGAAAAUAGGGAUGUCCUAUUCCAUAAUCAUCAUCAUCAUCAUCAUCAUCAUCAUCAUCAUCAUCAUCUUUAUACCCUGCCUAUCUGACUGGGUUGCCCCAGCCACUUUGGACACCUUCCAACAUAUAUAAAAACAUAACAAAACAUAAAACAUUUAAAACAGAUGCCUUCAGAUGUCUUCUAAAGGUUAUAUAGUUAGUAAACUCCUUGGCUCGGGGGGGGGGGUCACAUAACUCCAUAUCCUCCAAAAUUUCUCCAAUGAAAACAGGGAUGUCCUAAGGAAAGGGGGACAGUCCGGGAUCAAAUCAAAAACUGGGAUGGCUUCCGUAAAUCCGGGACAGUCCCUGGAAAAUAGGGACACUUGGAAGGUCUGCGUUAUCAGUUGCUGGUGUUCCCAAUAGGAGAAUAGGGAAGUAGUUUACCUUGUUCAUGCUAUGCUAUUUUUUCUUAAAAGGCUGCCUUUUGUGCAUGUAUUCAAGUCUGCUAUUCAAUAAAACCACCGAACUUCCCUCCACUAUUGCCUAAAGAACUCUUACGUUUGGCAAAACAGUGGGAAAGUUGCACUGACAAGCUUAAAUCCAUGGCUUCUGUAAAUCCGGGUCUGUUCUUUGAAAACAGGGACAUUUGGAGGGUCUGUAAAUGUCUACUAAAACAAAUACCAGUAAUCACAUCUUGGCUUCCGGAUUGAAAUAUGUAAAUUUUUCCCCCUAUCCAUUUUGGAAGGUGCGGAGAUGAAAUAGUGGAAAUCAAUGAGGCAUCAGUCCAGAACAUGUCGCUUAAUGAGGUCCAUGCAGUUUUAAGUCAUUGCAAUCCUGGCGCUGUGCAGAUUAUCAUCAGCAGACACCCUGAUCCUCAGGUAAGCUUGAAGCUUCCAUAUUCUGAUGAUGCUUGAGUGUCAGGACUGAGCCAUGGAGUCACAACUGGAAAGACCUUGUUACCUUUUAUAGCUCUUCCUGUCUAAGAGGCCCCAAUGGACAGCCUGGGUUUGGUAUGGCAUUGAUAGUCCAGGCCUGGUUUUUAACUCUUUAUUGCUUAGGAAGAUAUCCCAACUGCAGUUCUGGUGGGAUACAGUGCCGGAUUUACGUAUAAGCUAAACAAGCUAUAGGUUAGGGCCCCACUCUCUUGGGGGCCCCAAAAAAAUUUAAAGGGGGAAAAAACUGGAUGUACUUUGAUAAAAUACAUAGUGUGGUACCUUGGGUUAAGAACUUAUUUCGUUCUGGAGGUCCGUUCUUAACCUGAAACUGUUCUUAACCUGAGGUACCAGUAAUAGGGCCUCCCGCUGCUGCUUCACUGCCACCGCACAAUUUCUGUUCUCAUCCUGAAGCAAAGUUCUUAACCCGAGGUACUAUUUCUGGGUUAGCGGAGUCUGUAACCUGAAGUGUCUGUAACCUGAAGCAUCUUUAACCCAAGGUACCACUGUAUUUUGUUAGGUGCAAAUGGCUUUAGGUACCUAUUAGGUCCAUAAAUUACCAUAUUGUAUAUAUUCAACACAAAAAAGUGACAAUUUGUUGUUUACAAAGGGCAGCUGGACAUAGAAAGGGCCCCAUUACCUUCAGUAGCUUAGGGCCUCAUCAAACCUAAAUCUCACCCUGGUGGGUUGCCAUAUGGGGCAGGCUCACACAGAGCCCAGAGAUCAUCAACCUUGUUAGACCGACAACUCCCAUCAGAUCCCCCAGCCAACUUAGCCAACCAUUGGAGGUGGUGGUUGUAGUCAUAAAAUUGUAGAAUUGUAGAGUUGGAAUGGACCGCCAAGGGUAAUCUAGUCCUUCUUCUUCUUUCUUCUUUGGCGAUCACUUGUAGCCGAGUAAGAUUGUCUUCCAUAAACACGGUUUCAACAAUGAGUCCGCAAGUCACUGUGGAGGCCAAUUCUGGACCCACACGUCCUUCCACAGUGGGAAGAUUGGUUUCCAGGUGGGAGUUGAUCACAGUGUGGAUUUGCCAAGUGUGCCUUCCUCUUAGCAUGUUUCUCCCUUGCGUCCUGAGUUCGAGCAUCUUCAGAGCCCAUGACACCUUUGGUCAAGGAUGUUCUCCAGUUGGACCGCUUGCAGACCAGUGUUUCCCUGCAAUGCAAGACUCUCAACUAGAUCAUACAAGGCAGAACGGCCAUCCAACCUCUGCUUACAAACCUCCAAAGGAGGAGGUUGCACUACCUUCCAAAGGAGUCGCUCUCCAGAUGCUUUUACCCUCAUAGGGUUGCUAACAACAUGCAUUGGGAACCCCCAUGAUGGAGAAGAAGCAAAGGAGCUAAGAUUGGAGGUUUUUAAGCAGAGGUUGGGUGGCCAUCUGUCAUGGAUGCUUUCAUUGAAAUUCCUGCAUGCAGGGGGUUUGGACUAGAUGAUCCUUGAGACCCCUUCCAACUCUACAAGUCUAUGAUUCUAUGUGGCGGAUGUGGAAAAGGUGAAGCUUCUCUUCUACUGCAAAUUGGGUGUUCUUCGCAGCGUCUUUUUUUCCUUUAAAAUGUAAGUGCUCAGGGUUUAUGUACAGUCAUUUGCAUUUACUGUAUGUCUUUAAUCCUCGUGAGCGAAGUGCCAUUAAGCAGCAGCUCAAAUGCUUUACAUGUUGUUAUCUGGUGGCUUUUAGCUUCCUGAAUGUAAAAAAAGAAAGCAGUUAUUCAAAUGAUUUCACUUUAGAAUUGUUUCCUAGCAAUCUAUAUAUAUAUGACAUUUUGAGUCUUGAUAGCAGGUGGCCAGGAAUGGAUCUACUUUGAAACUAAUGAAGUUUAAGCUUAGGGGGCCCCAAUCCUGGAGGGGCCCUAGAAGCAACUUGAAUCCACAUUGCUUAACAAUUUUUGGUCUAGUAAACCCAGUUUGAGUCUCACAUCUCAAACUGAUUAACUUUUUAUGGUACAUAUAUAUCAACAACAACAAAGUCUGAGAGUCAGUAGUACUGAUGUUGUAAAGGCAGAAUGUCGCAGUAACACAAAAACUAUAAGGCCUAGUGUUAUGUACUGAGUUGAAUAGGAUCCAAAAUGCAGCAGUCUGAUUGGUCCUAGAACAAUAGGAUCCAAAAUGCAGCAGUCUGGUCCGCAGGAGCCACCCAAUCCAGCUCCAGGUGCAAGUGAAUCCACAACCUGAUUGGCCUACAGGAGAAUCCUGGAAUUAGCCAAUCAUGUGCAGCCCAUUGUGUAAAUAAUGUAGAUAAAGCAGAUAUUGUGGGGGAACUUCCAUUCCUCCUCACCACUAUGAGCUGAAUAAAGAGCAUGAAAUCCACUCUCGACUCCGAGUAUAUUUCACCUAGGUAAUUUUUAUUCACAACAGUGACUUUGACUUGCAAGAUAAUCCAGUACAGCAGUUUUAAUCAGAGAUGUGGUAGUUCUUUUCCUUUUAAAAAUUGUGAUCUGUUGUGGAACAAGCCAACUGAAGAACAUAAUGGUGGCUACCCAGACCUUGUUGCUGGUUGUGAAGGGGCCCCCAUAACAGUUCAAGUUUCAGGGUCCCCAAAAUGUAGGUGGCAGGAAAAGGAAAUGCUGUAUGUCACCAAAAGACACCCUCUUAUCAAGACAGAUUUUUAUCUGGUGUUAGUCCUAUUCAUAGUAGACCCAUUGAAAGUAAUAGACAUGGCUAUUUUAGUCUCAAAGCUACUAACAUGAGUUUGACCAAACUGCGGGAGGCAGUGGAAGACAGGAGUGCCUGGCGUGCUCUGGUCCAUGGGGUCACAAAGAGUCGGACACGACUAAACAACAACAUUUUAGUUUUAUAAAUUUCAGUGGGUUUACUCUGAGUAGAACUGAGCUAGAUACAACUCUCUGGGUUUUAUGUAUGCUGCAAGUAUCAGGUCAAAUACAGCAUUAGAAAACCCCAAACCUCCUACAUAUUCUUUGAGCCAAGCUAUGUAGUCAGUGACCUCAUGUGAUGUCUCUGUUGCUCUACUGUGCUAUUUCAGCUUAGUUCCAUUUGUAGAACAUGAGACUCUUAACCUCAGGGUUCUGGGUUUGAGUUCCAUGUUAGGCGGAAGAUUCCUGCAUUGCCAGGGGGUUGGACUAGAUAAUCCUCACAGUCUUUUCCAACGCUACAAUUCUAUGAUUCCAUGAUUUCCGAAGCAAAAAAUAAGUCAAUACACUGUGGGCAAAAAAAUGAAGGGGGAAAAAGCCGCACUCCACAAAUCACAAAAAGAAAAUUGAUAAAACGGCCAACAGAAACUAGAGUGAAAAGGGGCUCCUUUGUGUAAGAAAGGUAUUCAGGAAAAGGGAACCAAAUUCAGUCUUUAGCCAAACUUUCCAGCUUCCACAAGUAGCUCUGUGAUCUGUGACAUUUUGUAGGUUUCUGAACAGCAGCUAAAGGAGGCUAUUUCACAAGCGGUGGAGAGCAACAAGUUUGAAAGGGAGAGGUACCAGUGGCGGACAGAAGGUAAGGAAAUCCCAAUUGGUUUAGAAAUUAUUAAAAAUUGAAUGCAGUUUCUGACGCUGGCCCACUUGAAUCGUAUCUUGAAGUCCAUCUCCCCCAUUUUCUGGAGGUGAAGUAGCUCCAGACGGUCCUGCUAUCAUAUGUGGUGGGCCUUCACCCCUGAAAGUUCUGGAGUUUGGCAAUAUCAGAUAUCAGGACCACCACUGGACAGAGGAGCAUCACUCUAGAUCCCAGGCUUUCCCCACGAAAAGUGUUUGUGGGAGAGAAUUCAGACUGCCGUUAGAAAACCUUUAAUCAUCUGCCUGCUGGGGGCUGCCUGCUUACUCACAGGGAAAUGGUGGAAGGAGCCUUAAUCACGGCCUAGGACCCUCGUACCUACGGGACCACCUCUCCCAGUAUGCCCCACAGAGGACCUUAAGGUCCAUAAAUAGUAACAUUCUAGAGGUCCCGGGCCCUAAGGAGGUCAGAUUAGCCUCAACUAGAGCCAGGGCCUUUUCAACACUGGCUCCAGCCUGGUGGAACGCUCUGUCUCAUGAGACCAGGGCCCUGCAAGAUCUGAUUUCUUUCUGCAGGGCCUGUAAGACAGAGUUGUUCCGCCUGGCCUUUGGCUAGGAAUCAACUUGAUCCCCUCCCCCUCUUUCCUUUCUCUUUCUGUGAUGGAACUCCUAUUUGGGGACUUCCCUGGCUUUUUUCUGGCCCAUGUAGGACCAGUCUGGAUAGUUGGCCUUGGUGAAGACUUGAUGUUUUCAUCCCCCUAAAAGUUUUUGAUUUGAGUUCCUACUGAAAUGAGGCUGCAUUUUAAUGUUCUAAUGUCGUAUUUUAAUCUUGUUUUUACGUUGUAUUUCAAUCAAUUGUUUUUAUACCUGGUGUCAGCCUCCCUCUUGGUUGGGGAGGGUGGGGUAUAAAUAAAAUUUAUUAUUAUUAUUAUUAUUAUUAUUAUUAUUAAUCAUAUCCCAUGAUGAACUGGCUCCGUAAGGCUCAUCAGCUGGGAGUUCUUUGAAGAGCCACUGAGACCUGCUGGACUUUGCAGCAGAGUGGUGUCUUUUUGUCCCAUAUUUGUCAUCAGAGACACUGAGUAAGCAGAUCCUUUGAUAAUAUGGUUUGGAAAUGUUUAUAGUUUGCAGCUGUGCAGAUUUUUCCUCUGCUUUGUGGGGGCGUGGGCACUGUGACUGGGCCUGCAACAAAACAAACAAACAAACAAACUUUGCAGUGAGUUUCCCUACCUUUUUCCCCAGAAAAAAAGCACUGGGUUUGCCAUGUAGGUUUGCCAUUUGCAGUCAUCCAGAGGGUUUGGGGUUGUUUUUUAUUUCUUUUAUUUAAAGUGCAGCUCAUGCAGGGAAGCUGUUGUGGUUUUGGAAUAACUCCAGAGCUUCUUCAGGUGCACAGAAUUAGUUGUGUGGGUGUUUAGAUUCUGGCUAUUGUCUUAUUCCUCACUCAAAAACUGUUUGUUUGUUUUUUAAUGCAGGUGUUAAAAGCCUGGAGAACAGCUGGCACAAGAGACCUCCAUGUGAAAAAUACUCAGAGAGGAAUAAUGCUCAUUCCAGCCACCGCUCCCAAAAGCUUAUGAUUCGUUCCAGCAGUGACAGCAGUUACAACCCCAGGCCAUCAUGUGGCAACGGCCUUCCCUACCAGCUGGCUGAUAUGAAAGAAAAAGGACACAGCAUUGAUGCACCGAUUACAAGACAGCCUGGCUCCUUGUAUUCUUCCUCUAGAACAAGCCUGGAGAAGGAUUCCUCUCCACCAAUGUUGAAAGAAGCCGGUCACCUCUUGCAAAAUACAAAAAGGUCAGCAGAGAUCCUUGUUAGGAAACCCAGGUCCUCAAAGCCCAAACCUCCGCCGAGGAAAUAUUUCAAGCAGGACUGCACCAGCAGCAAGCAGGCAAGCAGGGAAGCGAAAGAGAAGCCCAAGCUGCAAGGGGAUGGGAGCCCACCUCCUUCCAGCGCUCAGGUAAGACAACUUCCCAGGGAAUGGAGCCAACAGAAAUAGGAGUCUUAAAGAUGUGGAUUUUACCUCCCUGGUAAAAUCCACACCUUCUAAGAGCAGUGACUCUUGGACUAGGAAGAAGGUCCACUUUCACUGGGCAGAAGUGAUGUCAAUGGGUAAGCUGGGGAGAAAUUCAGUUCGGCUCACAUUUAAAAGCAAAUUUCUGAAACCGAAACAGAGAUGUCCUUUGAAAUUCACACUUCUCCAAAUUUCACAAUGUACAGUGGAUGCUCGGGUUGCGAACGUGAUCCGUGCGGGAUGCACAUUUGCAACCUGCAGCUGCGUGUCUGUGCAUGCGUGGGUUGCGAUUUGGCGCUUCUGCGCAUGCGCGAUUGCCAGAAGCCGGAAGUAACCCGUUCCGGUACUUCCGGGUUUCGGCGGUCCAUAACCUGAAAAAACUCAACCUGAAGUGUCUGUAACCCACGGUAUGACUGUAGUUCUUUAACCAAGUAAUUUGUACAAAAAUGCACAUGCUAGAUUAAGUGGUACUGAUAAAUGCAUAUACAGUGGUACCUCUACUUACGUGCACCUCUUGUUACGUAUCCUUCGGGAUAGACACGUGGCAAACCUGGAAGUAUAUUUCCAGGUUUUGCCAUGCGCACAUAUGCAGAAGCACUCUACCACGCUGCGUGUGCGCGCAGAACAGGCACCUUCGGUUGCGGAAACCUUGGGAUCCUACCAGAGCUCCGGAACAGAUCACAACCACAACCAGAGGUACCACUGUAUUUGUGAAAAUAACACACACAAAUGCAUUAUUAAGGAAGAGUGCUUCGUAAACAGUAGGGAAGAAAUUAAGCAGAACCUGAGCACAACUCUUUCUGGGAUGCUGGAGAGCAACUGAUACUGGUCCAGAUGGACCAAUGGCCUGAUCUGGUGAAAUAUCUGCAUUCCUAUUAAGAGGGGGAAGAUGGAAUGUGAGAUUCCACACUGGGGAAAGUGAAAGGGAAAAGGCAAGCAAAUGGAUGGGUGAGUGUCAGGGACUGGCUGGACGAAGAGGAGUGGAGGAAGGCACCAGCCAGGGAACCCCCAAGGGAAACCCCAGAGGAGGAAGGCUCAGAAUCAGGGGAUUGGUGGUGGGACACUGAGGAGAGGUCAGAGGGAGAGGAUUGGGAGGAGGUGCUGGAUGCUGAAGGGGUAACAGGGUUUAGUGAGCAGGAAGAGCCAGUGAAAGGGAACAGUUCAGACUCUCAGGCUGGAGCAGAGGAUGGGAGUCAAGAGACUGCUGAAGAAUCCAGGGAGUCUCCCUCUCCUGCUGCAACAAGCUCUCCUCCGCCCCUGGUCUCCAAGAACUCACACAGUUACGAGAGGUCAGAGAUGUUCAGAGAUUGCUUGGAAACAUCCGAGAGAAGAGGGGCCUUAGAAAGGGUGGAAGGCAGGGACCUUCAUCCCUGGCAACUGCUCCGUAGGUGCAAGACCUACUGGGAAGGGUUGCCGAGUUGUAGGUUGUUUCCUUGAAUAAAGAGUUAACUUUGUUGGCUAUUUGCAGUAUGGUAGCGCUGCAGAGAGCUUGCUGGGGAGACCAUGCAUUAAAAAGGGACUCAAAAAUAACUUAAACAAGGUUUUAAUAAGAAAAACAAAAACUCCAUUUACACUAAAUACAUCAACAAACCAACAUGACCCAACCACCAACCCAUCCCCCAGGGUAAUGGGAGAGCUAGGUGCUGCUCCUUAUAUACUACACCCAAUUACCAACACAGCUUAAUCAAUACAACUCAGCAGCACCUGCUAUGUUUCACAGCUGUAAAGCUGGGUCUCGUUAUCUUGCUCUGGCCCUUGCUCUGGCCCCUUAAAGACAUACACAUCGAGUGGAACAAUGAUGAACCUUUACGUAUAAAGAAACCAUUCAACAUUUCCCCUGCGGUUCAUCUUUGUGGAACAAAAACAUAAAGCAUACUUUGUACAUGUUUUUCAUGUGUAACCUUUGGAAGUGCUUUAGUAAAAAUGUCUGCAAUUUGAUUGUCACCUGGAACAUAUUUAAAUACAACCAUUUCGUCAGCAAUUAGUUUCUUUACAAAUUGUAAACGUAACCUUAAGACUCUAGCGCGCUGCGUAUUGGUCUCUGAACAUAGGAUAGCAAGUCCACUCUGGGAAUCAAGAUAAACUCUUACUGGUAGUGUUACUUGCAUCUGUAGGUCUGCAAAUACUUGCAUAUACCAUUCUAUAUCACGAGUGGCCUGAACGCAUGCACAUAAUUCACUCUCUGUUGUGGAGAGACAAAUAAUGGUUUGUGUCUGGGACUUCCAUUCAAAUGGACAACCGUUAUAACAAAACACCAUACCAGACACACCCCUGCAAUUAUUUUGUUCCACUGCAUGAGAUGCAUCGCAGAAAAUUUCAAAACCUUUGUCAAUACAUGUUGUAAACUGCAACCGAUAAUGUUUGGUAUGUUUAAGGUACAUCACCACUCUCUUAAGAGCAGAGAAACAUUGCGUAGUGGGCUUUUUCACAAAUUUUGCCAGAAAGUGAAAAGCAUAAGUUAUAUCUGGUCUUGAGAUUCUUUGAAUAAAAUUUAGCUUGCCUAUAGCAGAAUGAUACAAAGUUUUGUUAGGAAAUGGCUUAUCUUCACCUGUAAAGGUGAAACCACACACCAUAGGCGUUUGCUUCCCAUUUGCAUUUUCUAAACAUAGCAUUUCAACAAGAUCAUCAAUUUUUGCAGUUUGAUGAACUAGAAAAGAUCCAUUUUUGCCUUUCUCAAUUUGCAUGGAUAAGUAAUUUUAAGCUAUGCCUAAUUCCACCACAUCAAAUUUCUUCUGUAACUGUGUUACUACCUGUUCAUAUUCCUGUUUAGUUUUUGUAGAAAAUAACACGUCAUCUACAUACACACAUAUUUUUGCUACAGAGUUUGCCCUUUCCUUUAUAAACACACAAUUGUCUGCCUUUCCUUGUGAAAAACCAAUAUCCAGCAAUUCUUUUGCUAAAGUUUGGUGCCAAUUCCUUCCACUUUCGUGCAGACCAUAAAGGGAUUUAUUUAAUUUGCAUACCAAACCUUCAGCGGCGUCUAUGCCUUCAGGGACAUGCAUAAAAAUUUGUUCUUUUAAAUCUGCAAACAAAUAUGCAGUUUUUAUAUCUAGGUGAUAAACAGAAUGUCCACGUUGUGAUGUAUCUUUUAACAAAAGUUUAACUGUUUCAUAUUUUACACUUGGUGAAUAACACAAAUCAUAAUCUUCGCCUGGAAUUUGUUGAAAACCCCUAGCAACUAAUCUAGCCUUGUACCUUACAACUUCAUUUUUGUCAUUCAUUUUAACUCUAUAAACCCAAUAAGUCUCAUAUCUGGGGUUUGUGGUACAAGAGACCAAGUGUUGUGCUCUUUUAAAGAAGCUGUCUCGGAGUUCAUAGCUUUAUACCAAUUUACAGCUUGGUGUUUAGGUAAAUUCUGAACAUCAUUGUAGCUUUUUGGCUCAAAAACCGCCUUAUUGGCAUACACAGUAUUAAAAUGUUCAUCUGCAAAACGUUGCGGCUUCUGUCUCUAUCUGAACGUCUCAGUCCAGAAGGGGAGUCAGACUCCUCAGACUUAAUGGGACUAAGUGAACUACUAGUUUCAGGUUGUAAGUCAGGCUGAAGAGAUGCCUGUGGGCUAAGCUCACGGUCAGAAAACUCAAGAGAAUCUAACCUCUCCUCGGGUGCCUGUGACUUUAAAUCAUCAAACAAAUUAUCAGAUUCAACAGGCUUUUCGUCUUUUCCCAUUAAUUCAGAAGCAUCAUUUCCUGCUGCUGCUGCUUCUUCCUCUUCUUCCUCAGUAUUAUCUAUACCGUUAGUAUCUUGGAAAAUAGCAACGCCAUUCCAAUUUACAGUUUGUAUCAUGCUUCUGGUAAUAUGAAAUUUGCCAGUUUCUGGUAUGUAAAUUCUGUACGCCCCCUGCUGGUAGCCCAUUAAUUUUCCCUGAACACUACGCUCACCCAAUUUCUGCUUAGCAGGAUAAUGCAUAAUUACAUCUGAACCCCAAAUACGUAGGUAUUUCAGAUUAGGGCGUUUUUUAAACAACUUCUCAUAGGGGGUGACAUCUAAACCAGAAUGAUAACUGCGAUUUCUAACAUAACAAAAGGCAUGGAGCGCUUCAGCCCAAAAGACUUUGGGCAGAUUAGCAUCGUGCAGAUAAGUUUUAGCCCCUGCCUGCAGGUCAUGCUGCACAACUUCAACAAGCCCAUUUUGCCAGGGACUUCGGGGGCAAGAUAACUCAUGAGUAGUCCCCUGCGCUUCCAGGAAUUUCUCAAAAUCCUCAGAAACAAAUUCCCCGCCCCGGUCAGAAAACAGGUUCUUAAUAGGUUUGUUAAAGUGCAUUUUUACCCAGUUGCAAAAAGCUUUGUACUUCUCAAGUGCUUGGGACUUCUCAGCUAUUGCAUAAGUCCAACAGUAUCUACUAUACUGGUCUAUCAGGGUAAGCCAGUACUUAGAACCUCCUAAUGAUGGUGGGAGUGGCCCAACUAAGUCACAAUGUACACGCUCAAAUGGCUCAGUUACUUUCCUAUCUGAGCACCUACCCUUGCGUGCAACCUUAAUCUUAUUCUUGCAACAGGAUAGACAUUGCAUAAAGAAUUUGCAUGGUUUUAAGUUGAGGCCAUUAACAAUAUUCUUUGUCUUAAUUACAUCAGCAAAAUUCAGGUGUCCAAGAAGUCUGUGCACCUCAUGGACACACCCAGAAUGUGGCCUUACAUUCCUCAACCCCUGGCUUGACUGUGCUGCUCUGCAAUUUAUAGGCAAUUUGGAGUAGGUGCGAAAAUACAGUCUAUAUAAACCAUCAGAGUCCCAGGCAUACAAUAGACGUUUGUUCCCAUCGAAAAACUCACACAUUGACUUUAAGAAACGCACAGUUAUGCCUUGACGAGCAAAACACCUUACUGACAAUAAAUUGUCCACUGACGGGCAGUAAAUGCAGUUCGCUAUAGUAAUGUUUAAAGAGUCAAGUUUAACAGUACCCCUGCCAAGCGACUGCAAGACUUGUGAAUUGGCUAAAUGUACAUUACCAAUUUCCUCUUUGAAAGAAAUAAACAAACUUCGAUCGUUGCAAACGUGCUGAGAUGCUCCUGAGUCCACAAUAAAAGAUUUCCACUUGGCACCUUUAAUUCUUUUACGAUCUCUUGUGCUAGCGUGAAAAGCUCACGGCUCGUUUCUGUCUUUAUGGUACAAUGUCGGCUGCUGAGCUGACGACCGUGACUGAUGAACAGAAACAGUCUUGGGAGUUCUUUGCUUUCUUUUGGCUCUGCAGUCCUUUGCAAAAUGUCCUUGCUUAUUGCAGAACCAACAACGCUUUGCAGCUUUAAAUGCAGUUGUAUCACCACAAGUUUGUAUAUGGUGUUCCUCAUUCUUUCUGGAAAUAGGAGUGCUUAUGGCACAAGCCUCCCUUCUGUCCAACUCGCCCAUUAGUCUUGCCGUUACCCCUUCCACAGUUAAUUGUGCUGGUGGAAUGGCAGAUAUCUGGCUAGCUACACCAUCAAAGUCCUCAUUAAGGGAACAAAGGAUGAUAAAAACAUACUGAAUAUCGGGUAUCUCCAUGUCCCUUCGAAUUAAUUCGCAGCGUAUUGCCUCCAGACGUCUCAAGUGUGCUGCCAAAUCACCACCAGGCUGCAACUUUGUCUGGUACAACUGCUUGAAAAACGUCAAUGCAGACGCUGACUCUUUCCUAACAUGCACUGCUGCAAGACUGUCCCACAUUUCUUUGGCAGUUUUCUUAUUCCUUAUAUAGACUACUUGCUGGUCGCUGACUGCCAAAUUAAUUAUCGCCCUGGCUUUUGCAUCUCCUUUUGACCAAGCAUUAGUUACAGGGUUAGGAGGGUCAUCAGUUACAUAGGUCCAUACUUCUCUAGAGGUCAAAAGCGCCUCCACCCGAAAAGACCAUAAACUAUAGUUCUCAUCUGUUAGCUGUGGGAAGACCAGAGCCUUCUUAGCUUCUGGAACCCGGUCAACCAUUCUGGAACUCUUCCAGACCCACAAAAACUGCGCUAACAGGAGAAGGAGUUUUCAAACCUUUCUCAGAGUCCAAAAAUAUGCAGUCAUCCAUUCAGCUGCUGGGCCCAUAACCAAAGAUGUUGGCUAUUUGCAGUAUGGUAGCGCUGCAGAGAGCUUGCUGGGGAGACCAUGCAUUAAAAAGGGACUCAAAAAUAACUUAAACAAGGUUUUAAUAAGAAAAACAAAAACUCCAUUUACACUAAAUACAUCAACAAACCAACAUGACCCAACCACCAACCCAUCCCCCAGGGUAAUGGGAGAGCUAGGUGCUGCUCCUUAUAUACUACACCCAAUUACCAACACAGCUUAAUCAAUACAACUCAGCAGCACCUGCUAUGUUUCACAGCUGUAAAGCUGGGUCUCGUUAUCUUGCUCUGGCCCUUGCUCUGGCCCCUUAAAGACAUACACAUCGAGUGGAACAAUGAUGAACCUUUACAUAUAAAGAAACCAUUCAACAAACUUUACUGACAACUGAGUUCUGCUUCUUUUGUGCUGACUCCAUCCCUGGCGAUGAGUUAAUAAGCAGCUAAAUGACAGACUUAAGCACUCAUUCAACUGUCAGGUUUUUAUUGCUGGUAGCCAAAGGCAAUUACAAUGCAAACUCUCCCCAAAUCAUUUAAAAUUGAAAAUCUCCUUGGUAUUAAAACCUGUUUUGGAUCAGGGUGCAUAACACUACCCUAUACUGUAGGUCACAGACUUGUCUGCAUUGCCAGCAGCCAUCUAAUUCUUAAAUAAUCUGAUUGACCACCUAGAGAAUUCUGAAAUGAGUGAAGGACUCCAUGCCUAGGUGAAUUAUGUAAAGGACGAUGUGACAUAUAGUCACAAUGUCUUCAGUCUGACCUGAUCUGUAUUCACAAAGAUGGUAGCUUGGUCUCACAACUGUGGAUGCCUGGGGCCAUGGGUGCUAUGCAGUCUAUGGUGUUGGCUAUUUGUAUGUGGGAUUUACAAAAAGGCUGAUUUAAGCGCAAUGUAUCAAACUGCCCUUGACUGACUGAUUCCCAAGGGAACUGUGAGUGCACGCUUCUUCUGGUACAUUUGCACAAGUAUACAAAGCUUCAGCGAAAAAGGAACUAGUUUUUAGAUAGCAUGAGCUUAACAAUGGAAAGUACCAGGUAGCAUAUAUGCAAAGCAAGCAAAACAAAUAUAUCACUGGUACAAAGUUUUGCAAGAACUUAUGAAACGCUGCAGAAUGAUUAAAAAAAAAUUAAGCGCCAAUUAUGGUAAAAAUUUGUAGGUAUGAUUUUUUGUCUUCCACCCUUCAAAUAUGCACCAGUAGCAUCCACAGAUAUUUAACCCUAUAAGUCACUGAGGAAGGGUAACCCCUUAGAUCAGGGUUUCCCAAACCUGCUGGGUCUCCAGCUGUUUUUGUAUUACAAUUCCCACCAUCCUGAUCACUGUUCCUGCUAGUUAUAGAUGAUGGGAGUUGUAGUCCAAAAACAGCUGGAGACCCAAGUUUGGGAAACCCUGCUUUAGAUCCUUCCUCCCCAAACUGGUGCCCUGCAGAUGUUGGAUUGCAACAUCCCUUAUCACUGGUCAUUCAUCCUAAAAAGUUUAUGUAAACGUUCAAUCAUAUUCAGUCUUUAUCAAGUAAUUCACUUUGAUUUGUUUGCAGGGCUGCUAUAUGACUGUGAUUAGUCAUCUUCUAUUCAUCUUGAUUUGCUUGUGGAGUGUUUCUAAAUCUUCCCACUCAAUAAUUUGUUCAUUCCACACUUUUCAAUGCAUAUCCCUGUCACUUUCCUAACUGCAGAAAGUCAUUUUUUUAAAAAGUGGAUUUGUUGUGUUAGGACAGUAGAACAGUUUAAAUUAGGCAUGGGGAGAAAUUUGGUGUGAUUGAGAUUUUAAUGUGCACGUAUGUAAUUUGCACGUUCCUACACAAUAUGCAAACAGGAACCACAUCCGUCCUUUGAAGCUGAAUUUUGUGGUGCAGUUCUCUAACCAAAUGUCUACAAAAAUACGUACAUUAGUGAAAUUAAAAUGCACUGAAUUGGGGGAAAUUGCUUGCAAAGGCGCAUAUUAAGAGAAAUCCUGAUAAAUUUUCAUGAGGACUUUAAAAACAAAUCUAAACUGAUGUAGAAAUGUGGAGAAUUGAUGACCGAAGGAAUGAGAAGCUGGGAGAAACAAAACAAAAAAGGACUUAUCUGUCUAUUCUGAGCUAUAAUCCACUUUAAUUGCACAACCCUAAAUUUCCCAGAAUGCACUGGAAUCCUUGUCAGAAAAUAUUGACAAUCUGGGGGCAUCCUUAAUUAUCGGUUCAUUCUUCUUUAGGAGUCCCAGCGUAAAUGUUUCGCCGCCAUUCUAGAGAGCAGGGGCCAGCUUGUGGGUGCAGAGAAUGUAGUUUUUGUGCAACCGGGUCUCAUUACACUUGAGCUUCCUGUUUAUUCCACAGGAAGCAGAAGAUCUGCUGCGGCAGAGAACUAAGACAGUUGUCACUCACGGUGCUUUUGCGAGCUCUUUAGUACCCAGAGCUUCAGAGCAGCCAGAUGCCUGUGUAGGAGCCUCAGCCCAAGACAGAAAAACCAGCAAAGGUAUGUUUCCUUGUAUGAUGACAAACAUCACUUGUACUCACCGCAGCAAAGAACCUGAAUUUAUUUUGGAAGGAAAUUUCUGCUCCGUGUUAAAUUGUGAAUUUAUGCAAAUGUUAAAUUAUUAACAAGACUGCACACUUAUGCAGACUAGGUGUGUAUAGGAUUGCCCUGUAAAUCCCAGUGGAACAAAUGAAUUUUGGUGAGCUAGCCAGUGCAGUCCUUCCUAUACACAUCUGCUCUGAAGUAGUCACACUUCUAAAGGAAGUCUCACUAUAUUCAGUGGUGAUUGCUCCCAGGUAAGUGUGUAGGGAAUCAAAGCUGCAUUGCUUUCGAUGAGAUAUGCAGGAGAAUCCAAUGCAUGGAAGGAACUGUGUCUUGUGGGACUUACCUUUGCACAGGACUGCAGCCUUGCUGUGCGAUCCUGCGCAUCUCCCCUGAGAAGCAAGCCCCAUUGAGUUCAAUGGGACUGGUUCCAAGCUAAGUUGUAACCUGAGUCACAAGCCUUAGAAAUCAGGGCUGGAUUUAGGUUUGAUGAGGCCCUAAAGCUAUUGAAGGUAAUGGGGCCCAUUAUAUGUCCAGCUGUCCUUUGCCAACAACAAAUUGUUGCUGUUUUUUGAGUUGAAUAUAUGCUAUAUGGUAAUUUAUGGACCUAAUAGGUAUCUAAAGCCAUUUGCACAUGUUGCCGUGCAACCAGUCCAUGCAGAAUGCAGGCACCCUAUAUAUAGAAAUGAGCAAACCAGUGAUAUUUUAGGGAGCAGAUGGGGCUCAUUACUUACAGCAUAGGAGCCUACACAACACAAAACACUGUUGCAGUAUGUAGGUUUUAUUUUAUGUUUUUUUAUCUUAUAUUUUGGAAAUGUACUUCCAGUUUUUUUCCCCUUUAAAUUUUUUGGGAUCCCCAAGAGAGUGGGGCCCUAAGCUAUAGCUUGUUUAGCUUAAUACAUAAAUCUGGCACUGUUAGGAAUGCAGCCUUAAUCACAGCUAACUUUUGGUGUGGAACAUGAUCUUGAGGAAUGGACGGCUCAUUUAUUUUACGACGUGUUUUGUGCAGACUUUUGUGAUAUGGCGCUUUUAAGAUGUUUCGGAGAUUGUUCCGCAUACAUAAUUUUUAAUAUACCUGCUGCUAUUUUGAUAUUUAUUUUCUACUCUGCUUCAUAAACAUUUACUAGGAAGUGGUGUAUAAAUGCAUAAAUCUUGGUUUAUUUCUCAUCCUGCCUUAACCCAAAACACCCAGGGAGGAGCAAAAUGGGAGCCAAGACAUCUGUGCAGCCAUGGUAAGCCAUACUCUGGCAUACCAUGAUAUAUGAACCAUAAUGUUCUCUCUUUAUCCUAGCUCACUAGGAUAAAGGUGUUGUUGUGGUCUAAACCACAGAGCCUAGGGCUUGCCAAUCAGAAGGUCGGUGGUUCGAAUCCCUGUGACGGGGUGAGCUCCCGUUGCUCGGUCCCUGCUCCUGCCAACCUAGCAGUUUGAAAGCACACCCGUGCAAGUAGGUAAAUAGGUACCACUCCGGCGGGAAGGUAAACGGUGUUUCCGUGCGCUGCUCUGGUUCGCCAGAAGUGGCUUAGUCAUGCUGGCCACAUGACCCGGAAGCUGUACGCCAGCUCCCUCGGCCAAUAAAGCGAGAUGAGCGCCGCAACCCCAGAGUCGUCCAUGACUGGACCUAAUGGUCAUGGAUCCCUUUACCUUUACCUAGAGGAGGCAUAAGCAGCUGAGUUGAUAUUAUAAUGAAUAUUUAUUCAAAUGAAGUAGCCUUAACUUAGAUGCUAGAGGGCAUUGCUCAUUCAGUAAAAUGAAAUGGCCCCCAAAUGAAAAUAAAUGCAGCGUUCAGGCAUGGCACUUUCGUUCAUUUCCUGUUGCAUUAGACUGGAGGGAGGACAGUAGCUCAGACACAGCUUCAGAAAACUUACCCUGUUGUAAACUGAAAUCUGCCUGUCCCACGGAAGAAGCAGGGCUGAGGGAGAGCUCACCUCACCGCCCCCUUGUGGUGGCCUUGUGAUUUUGUGAAGCGAUUUUGUAAUAAUAACAAUAACAAUAACAAUAACAAUAAUAAUAAUAAUAAUAAAAAUUGUGAUGCAAUUUCAAGGGUCGCUCAGAUAGAAUCGGACUGAGAUCCUUUGAUUCUCGCUCUUCUCUCUGGAAAAUGCAAUGGGCGAAAAUUUCAAGCUAACACAUUUAGGUCUGAGAACCAGAAGAGAGGCUUGCAACAUCGUUGUUCCUCCAGCAGCUCCUGCAUCUGUCACCAGAGACAGGGGCUAUGGGAGACAUCAGCGGCAGCCACUCUAUGAGGAAGUCAUGGCUUGCAUGGGGAAAACAUUUAGCUGCUUCAGAAUUCAGCUCUAGGCCAGGAAACUCGGCUGCAGAAUGGAGCUUUUGUUGAAACAUUGGGGAACCAGGGGAAGAAAUAUAUACAUUUUUUUGCCCUGCUUGCAUCAUUAUCUGUUUUACUGUGUUUGCAACUUGGGUUAGUAGAUGGGGUGGUGUAUAAACAAACACUCUCUUUCAACUCUACAAUCAUAUUGACUCAAAUUUAAAAAGAGUAAAGAAAGCAAGAAAAUCAUCUCUAGAAUGUAUAAUUUACUUCUUGAAUGGGAAAUGAAAGAUGAGGUUAUAAAAGAAACGGCCAUUAAAUGGUCGCAAGACAUAGGCCAGACAAUCUAGCUGAAUAGAUAGGAAAGGUUGUGGAAAACAGAUAGAGAUUUUACAGCUUGCUGUCUAGUAAAAUAAAAUACAAUGAAAAUGUGUUAUCGAUGGUAUCUCACCCCAGUAAAAUCAGAAAAAAAUUAUAAAAAGCAUUCAAAUCUCUGCUGGAAGUGCAAGAAAGAGGUAGGGACAUUAUACCAUAUGUGAUGGGGGUGUACAGUGGUAAGACAAUUUUGGAACGAGAUGCAUGAGGAGAUCAAAAAGAUCCUCAGGAGCUCUAUUUAAAAAAAAACUCCCAGAGUCAUACUUAUUGAGUUUAUUAACAAACGACAUACCCAAGGACAAAAGGAAUAUAUUUUUGUAUAUAACCGCAGCCUCAAGAAUACUUAUGGCAAAAUAUUGGAAAACAGAAAAAGUACCACAAAUGGCAAGUUAAGAUUUGUGAGUUUGACAAGAUGCCAAAAUGAUGGCAUCAGUCAGCGGCUUCUCCAAUCAAAAAUUCUAUACAGAAUGGGAAUGCAUAUGGGAAUACAUGAAGAAAUAUGGUGUUAAAGCAGAACUCUUAAUAGGCAAUUGUUAAGCGUGUAAGGACAAAAUAAGUAAUUAUAAUUUAUCAGUUUUCAUGUUAUUCUAUUUUGUUAAAGCAACUAGAAAAAAAUAUUAUGAUGGGAAGAUCUCACACAGGUGAAGGGAAGCAGUGGGGAAGAGGGGAGUGUUAGGUUGAAUUUGGGAAAUAAAAUAAUAUAUGGGACAGCAAAGGAUAUAAUAGAUUCUUAUAGAAUAGUAAUAUUGUGUAACCAGAAUAGAAGUUCAAAAGGGGAAGUAAAUGUAUUUUUAGUAUUUUCAUUAUUGUAAUAGUUAUUAUUAUUUCUUAUCGGUAGAAGGCAAUGUUAACUGGGACUUCGUUUUGCCAUCUGUUUAAUUUUCUUAAGUCAAUAUUUUUUUUAUUAUUAUUAUUUUAAAAGCGUAGAAAUCUUAUGUGAUCAUGGCCACAGGUCUAUGCAGCAGUGGGACAGGGGAAUUUGAUUCAGUUUGUGUUUAAAGGCAAACCUAUCUAUUUCACAUUUUCCGAAACAAAACUGAAACGCAGCCAUCAUUUUAAAUUUGUACUUCUCCCAGUUUUGCAAUGCAGUUCUUCAGCCAGGUAAUGUGUGCAAAAGUGCAUAUUCUGGGGGGGGCAAAGUUUGCAUAAAAACGCACAGAUUAAUGAAAGUAACAGACAGAAAAGCAUCACAUUCGGGGAAAGUGCUUUGCAAAAAUGCGCACAUGGGGCAAAAUUGCAUACAGAAAUGUGUGCAUUAGGAGAAAUUCACACUAAAACUCUAAAGAAUUUUCAGAAGGACUUUUAAAAAAGAAAUUGCAAAGUGAUGCGGAAAUGAGAACUAAGCUUGAGACUAGAACAAUGAGAAACUUAAAGACAAUAAAAUUGACUUGUUGAUUCCUAUCUGUGCGAAAUCUUGGAAUGAAAUGAACAUCCCUUCUUCACUGUUAACCAUUAUGGUACAUUUACAGGAAUGCACGAUGUUCCUGUUAAAUCACAUUUUUCCCCCGAUACAGGGAAGACUCUUUCACCAGCUCAGCGGCCUGUGCUCAGAAGGCAGGCACGGGUAGAUUAUAGCCUUGAGGCUACAACUGAAGACCCUUGGGUUCGAAUUUCGGACUGCAUCAAAAGCUUGUUUAACCCCAGCAUGUCAGAAGGUAGCUGCCCCUUAAACCUGCACCCGACCAUUGAUCCAAAUGAAGGGAACCAAACCUCUAGCUGCUCAGAAGCAGCCCUGCAGAGGUCAGACACGGAAGAGGGCGACUCAAAGGCACCCAGGUCAUCCGAUGAAGGCGACUUUGCUAAGAAAGGGCCGCCAGUAGCCCCUAAGCCAGCCUGGUUUCGUCAGAGCCUCAAAGGGUUGAAGAAAGGAAAUUCGGAGGCAGCAGCCGUCAGAAGCACCGCUGAGCACCAGAGCGUCUCUGACAACGAAGUGGGUUCUACUUCGAAGAUAAUCCGGGCCUCGCCUAGAGGCUCGUCAAUAAAGCAAAGAAUAAGCUCAUUUGAAAGUCUGGGCACCCCUCAGUCUCCAGAAAGAGGAAACAGAAAACUUCUAUCAAUGCAGAACGAAAGAUCUUCCAGUAGGAGGGAGCCAAACUCGGCCGCAGUUCAUCCUAAACAAGUUCCCAGUGAGAGUGUUGGCUUUCAAGGUCCUGAACACAGCCACUUUCAGCCAUAUCCGGAUGCCACUGGCCCAGAUUCGCUGUCUUGUUCAAGAGGAGACUGUGCCCCAAGUCCAAAAGCAUGUAGCGGUAUCCCCACUGAAUCUUCCUUGACAUCAACACCAUCACAAGGCACGGAGCCCAUCUCACAAGUCGCCAAAGCACCCAGCAAAAGAGCCCGGAGUUUCCCACUUACCGCAGCCCAAUCUUGCGAGAUGCAGAAAAUGGAUGGGGAGAAAUGCAGCAAGAUCUAUUCCAUCAGCAACCACUUCUCAUCAGCGCUAAUGAAAUCGUUGCAUUCCCUUCCUCAGUCCCCGCUGUGUUCUGGGAAAAACCCACGGAGGCCACACAAUGGGUCACCAACCCCCCAAACAGAAGAAAAUGGGACAACUCUCGUGCAGACGCAUGAAGCUCAUUCUUCGGAUACCAGCUUUUCUCUUAAGUAAGACCUUCCUACUUGGUAUUUUUAAAUGUGUGUUUCUGAUCAGUGAGCAAUUUCCUGUGUGCCAUCUGUUGCUCUACCGGGAUUGGGGAUCUAGGGCCCUUCAGAUGUAUGGUGGACUCUCAUCUUCCACCAGUCCCAGCCAGCAUGGCCAAUGGGCAGGGAUGAGGGAACCCUCCGACAACAUAUGGAGAGUUACAGGUACUUUACAGGUACUUUACAGUUUAGGCCAGAGAUGGGCAGAUGACAGCCCCCCACAAGCCACCUCUGGGUCCCAUAUCCUGGCUUGAUCUCCCUAUCACAUUUUAAUCAGUGUUUACUCUGAGUUUCAUUCAUAACGUUUCCCAAACUUGGGUCUCCAGCUGUUUUUGGACUACAACUCCCAUCAUCCCUAGCUAGCAAGACCAGUGGUCAAGAAUGAUGGCAACUGUAGUCAAAAAAACAGCUGGAGACCCAAGUUUGAGAAAAACUGAAUAUUUUCAGGUUCAGAAGGGGGAGGGGAGUGUCCCACACUUCAUUGCCACAUCCCUUUGGGGAUUUUGUCGUUUUGCAUCCAGUGUUAGCCCUAUUCAGAGUAGAUCCAUUUAAAUGAAUGGCUCUAAGGCCUCAUCGGCACUAUAUAUUUAAAGGAGUACCGUACCACCUUAAACAGUCACGGUUUCCUUCAAGGAAUCCUGGGAAGUGUAGUUUGUUAUGGGUCCUGAGCAUCGUUAGAAGAUCCCUGUCUCCUUCACAGAACUACAGUUCCCAGAGUGCCCUGGGAAGACAGACUGAUUGUUAAACCGCUAUGUGAAUUGUAGCCCUUAACAAACUACAAUUCCCAGGAUUCUUUGGGGGAAGAAUCGUUGAACAAGUGUGAGAAUGGAUUUUUAAAAUAGUAAAUAACAGGCACAAGACCCCCAAUCCAGAUCAGAACCCACCCCCCACCUGCAGCUUGCAUUGGUAGAAAAGUGCCACAUGGACAUACGAGAGAACAUCUCUCCCAAUGCAAAGAACAGGUGAAGGGGACUUAAUUUGGAUCAGGCGCCAGGGGGACGAUCAAGGGGUAAAGCCUUCCCACCACCCCACCCCAAGUUCCAAUUUGGAUCAGGUCCUUUGUGCUUACUUUGAUAAAUGUAAAAAGUACGUAUUUGCUAAAGGAAUUUGGACAUCGAAGUCAUUCUGGGAAUGAAAAGCACAUUCAUAAUAAACCCACUGCAGUAGACACAACAGCCUCUGGUGUGUGAUGGGUCACAGGGCAAGUUUACUAUGAUAAUUUGGUGUUUCUUGUUUCCUAUUCCACAAUCGGACAGCCUCUCUGAGCUGAGAGACUACAGUGCAAGUAGGUCAGGCAGCGAAAAGGAGGGAAACAUGAGGGAGCGCUCUUCUCCUCAACCUUUAGGCGCCUCCUCAGGACAGGCUGUCAUAUCGCUGCUCACCCCUGAAGAACUGGAGAAACUCAUGGAGGAGGUGAAGUCCUUAGACGAGGCAACGUUAAAGGUAAGUCUCUUGCUAUGGACACUUCCAGUUUCCCCAACCCCAUCCAUGUUCAGUGGUUUUCAACUAUUGGGUUAGGACCAGGCCUGGAUUUUCCUUUUACUGUGGAGCAUUUGAUACAUGUUGUUUAGUCGUGUCCGACUCUUCGUGACCCCAUGGACCAGAGCACGCCAGGCACUCCUGUCUUCCACUGCCUCCCACAGUUUGAUCAAACUCAUGUUGGUAUCUUUGAGAACACUGUCCAACCAUCUCAUCCACUGCCGUCCCCUUCUCCUUUUGUCCUCAAUCUUUCCCAACAUCAGGGUCUUUUCGAGGGAGUCUUCUCUUCUCAUGAGGUGGCCAAAGUAUUGGAGCAUCUAAGUAUUGAUACAUAAGGGUAAAGGGACCCCUGACCAUUAGGUCCAGUCAUGGCCGACUCUAGGGUUGCGGCGCUCAUCUCGUAUUGGCCGAGGGAGCCAGCGUACAGCUUCCGGGUCAUGUGGCCAGCAUGGCUAAGCCGCUUUUGGUGAACCAGAGCAGCGCAUGGAAACGCCAUUUACCUUCCUGCAGGAGUGGUACCUAUUUAUCUACUUGCACUUUGAUGUGCUUUCAAACUGCUAGUUUGGCAGGAGCAGGGACCGAGCAACGGGAGCUCCCCCCCGUCGCCGGGAUUCGAACCGCCGACCUUCUGAUCGGCAACUCCUAGGCUCUGUGGUUUAACCCACAGCGCCAUCCGCAUCCCAUUGAUACAUAGAAGCGGCCUAUUAUAUGCCUUGCAAGCCACCACUGGUGUGGAAGGUUGUUAGAGUACUUUAAAACGGUGGACGGUUGUCACGUGUGGGGUGACGUUUUGGCAGCGGGGGCUGGUGACCAUUGGAAGGUAGGGAGCCCAACAGGUGCAGCCACAGCCAAUGACAGGAGGAGCCAGUGUGAUCUAGUUUUGUCCUCAUCCUUCUCCUCGUUGACUUCAAGCUGAUGGACAAUGCCACUCCCUGAACUGCUUGGGAGUGAAAAGGCAGGUGGGGGCAGGCUGUGGGUGGCACAGAAGGGCCCUAGUCACCCUAAUUGAAUCAUCCUUGGUCUCUAACACAGCACCAGUGCUUCUGUUUGCUCCUUAUCUGAGCAUAACCUAGCCAUUUUAUUUCCAACAGCUUAAAAUGCAUGAGUGUGCCUAUUUCCACCAACUCCCGCCCUCUGAAGGCAUAAAGAGCAGGCCCUCUUGGAGAACCAGAGGGCCACUUUCAGCUGUUCAGGCAAAUAAAUAAUAAUAAUGACAAAGAAAAACAAAAUAAUCUAUAUGACUUAACAACAACAACAACAACAAAGUAUUUUACGAAAGCACGUCUCUUAUUUGUUUAAAUUUGCAGCUCUAAGCUGAUAGAGUCUGUCACCUUUUGGACUGACGCACAAGUUGCAAUGCUGAUCAAAUACCAAAAAACAAACAAACUAACCAACCAACCAACCAACCAGUGUUGAAAUUGGAGACCUGCUUUGCACUUGAGGCCUAGGCCAAAUUAUCCUCUACAGUGGUACCUCUAUUUUGCCCUUUGGAUGCAAUCCUAACAACCCCACUUACCUUGGGGUUAGCUCCACUCAAUUCAGUAGUGCUUACAUAUGAGUAGACAUGGGACUUUUUAUUUUAUUUUUAAGGUGCACUUGCACAGAUAAAGGAAUAUUUGUGUGGGUGCCCAAAACAGAAAAAGGAAGGAGGUGAUGGGAGAAAGAGUGUAAGUGGGGGGGGGGAGAACACCUCCAGAAACAUUCCAUGAAGUUCCGUCUGCCCAGCCAAACCUCCACAACAAAAGGUUGUGGCUCUGUUUCCAGCAGUGUAGUACUGCUUGUUUCUGCAGCAAAGACACCACUGGGAGAUAGGCUGCAGGGAUGAUGGGAACCUGGUGUCAUCCAGACUCCAGUUCCCAUCAGCUGCAGCCAGCAUGGGCAGUAGAGUCGUGGAUGAUGGGAGCUGGAGUCCACCAUCCCCGAGAGGACCACAGGUUUCCUUACCCUUGACCUUCCAUAUGGGCAAAUGUGGCAAAGCUAAAGCCUCUAUGAAGUCUGCUUCACUGGCACCGCAAGGGUGCCCACACACAGAGCAAUCUUCUUGCAAAGGAAGGCUCCUGCUCCAUUAAUGAGCCGAAGAGGAGAUUUCAGCCAAAAGAAGCUUGUCACAUUAGAGACCUGCUCCAGCCCGCUAUUGAGAGCAUAGGCACUCUGGCUGUCAGCCCUCCUCCUCCCAUUGUGUCUGUGCAUCCUGCCACUGCUUUGACCGAGGUCCACUUUGUUCUCCUUUUGCACAGCAACUCAGCGACAUUCAUGUCACAAUUCUGCACAAAGAAGAAGGCGCUGGUCUUGGUUUCAGCUUGGCAGGCGGAGUAGACCUAGAAAACAAAGCCAUUACCGUAAGUUAGCAGGGGGUUCCCCCCCCCAACCCAAAGGGCACAUACUCUCAUGGAUGACCUUCCUGGGGAGCUACAUUCCAGUGGUGGGGAGGGCCAAAGGAAAAGGGGUGUGGCCAGUGACAAAAGUGGGUGGAGCUCUUACUUUUGUACAUGCGAUAGGCAAUAUUCCGGCUAUACAGAACUCAGAGAUUUCAACAGGCUCAGUUCAAGGACACAGUCUAGCCAGACAGCAGCAUCUGCAGAGGGCAUGGUGCAUGACUGAUGAGGGGUGUGGCCCUGUGGAGAUUCCUGAGGGCCAGAUAGAGAAGCCUGGGGGCCGCAUUUGGCUCCAAGGUCUGAGGUUUCCCACCUCUGCCAGAAGCAAUCUUGUUCUGUUAGGCUUUUCAUCCCAAGGCAUAUGAAAAGCUAUGGGCAUGAAGAACGCAGUUCGCUCAUUAGCAAAUUAUAACAUUUCUGAGCAUAGAUUUCCAAGUCUAUGAUUGCAUCUGACUGCUGGCUGUAGCAAGAUCCUGAGCUUCGGGCAGCAAAAUGUAUUGGGCCAGCACUGGCAGGGACAUUGCAAGUUAAAUGACUUUCUACACCCUCCAGUUUUUUUAAUGUGUGGAGACGGAACAGAUUUGCUAAUUUGGGCUGGGAGGUUUGCAGGUCCCAAGACCUGGAUGGCUUUCAAAGAGGACCUGGCAAAUUCAUGGAGGAUGCAUGGCUGUCUGAUAUGUCAAAUUGAAAAUGCCACACAUCUUUGUUUUAUGCAUGCGAUUGUGUCAUCUAACAGGUCCACAGAGUUUUCCCCAGUGGGCUUGCGUACCAGGAAGGAACUAUUCAGAAAGGCGACGAGGUCUUAUCGAUAAAUGGGAAGUCGCUCAAAGGCACCACUCACAAUGAAGCACUGGAGAUCUUGCGAAAUGCCCGGCAUCCGAAGCUGGCAGUCAUCGUCACGAGAAAACCCAAAGAGGCUGAAAGGAGCCCCAAUGUGUCCAUUACAUCCUCUGUAUCUAUAGGAAGUGAAACUUCAAUGGAGUCUAGUGAGUUAUUUGGUAACAAGGCUUAAAUAAGCAGUAGGGUCAGCCAGUGCUAUUUUUCUAGAAAAAGAGGUGCCAGAACCCACCAUGAAGCCUUCCCUUGUUCUCAUAUACAGUUGUACCUCGGGUUAAGUACUUAAUUCGUUCCAGAUGUCUGUACUUAACCUGAAACUGUUCUUAACCUGAAGCACCACUUUAGCUAAUGGGGCCUUCUGCUGCUGUGACGCCAGAGCACGAUUUCUGUUCUCAUCCUGAAGCAAAGUUGUUAACCUGAAGCACUAUUUCUGGGUUAGCGGAGUAUAUAACCUGAAGCGUAUGUAACCUGAAGCGUAUGUAAACCGAGGUACCACUGUAAUGGGAAUGGCGCCCACCUGAGAGGUGCCAGUACUGAGUUCUGGUGAGUUCCGGCUGAAAAAAGCCCUGGGGUCAGAGAUGGUGAACUUCAGCCUGAGGGCCACAUUCCCUUCUGGGUAACCUUCCAGGGGCCACAUAGUACUGCUGGGGCCAGAUUCUUCCCAGGUGUACUUGGAGACGCACGCUCUCUACCACUGAGCUUCAGCCCAUCCAAACCAACACAUCCCCCUCUGACGAUAUUAUUUCUCCACACAGCAUCUGAAGACCUGAUCUUCACAGUUAUACUGGAGAAGACAUCUGCAGGUUUGGGUUUCAGUUUAGAAGGAGGGAAAGGCUCCAUCAACGGAGAUAAGCCUAUCAUUGUCAACAGACUUUUUAAAGGUAUGUAAUGGCAGCAAAAUAGUUGAGCGUUAUUCUUUUUCAGACACUGUGAUGCUCACAAAGGGGAUCUUUGGUUUGCAGAGGAGGGAUGGCGAACCUGUGGCCCUCUAGAUAUUGUUGGUUUUUCAGUCUCAGCUAGGAUGGCAAACAGUAGGGGAUGAUGGGAUUGUAGUUCAACAUCUGCAGGGCCACAGGUUAUCCACCCUUGGCAUAGAGGCUCAACCCCAGGGAUGUAUUAAACCCCUCUGACCCUAGCAAACAGCACAGAUGUACUCAUUUAACUUGGACACGCACAGCAUGUACUUUCCCCAAGGCGUUCAGGACCUAACAUGCAAGGUAAUGUGCCCUAUCAAACUCUUUACCUAGAGAGCAGAAAGGCUUAUUUCCAAACAUGACACAUUUAGGACCGUCUGUCUUGAGAGAAUCACAGCGCCUGCUGUGGCUGCAGAGACCAGUAACUCGUAACUGGUCUUGCACUGGUUUGCUGCAUUUGCAGCACCGAAGUGACCUCUCCAGGGCGAAAGCUUAGGCAGUGUGUAUGGAGGUCUUGGGCUGCCUGGACAAGAUCCCCCUCUCAGCCUCACUGAAAGCAGAGUAAUACAUUUGGCCCCAGCUUGGCUGCAGAAGUUGCUGGAAGGAGGUGUACAAGGCACCAUCCAACCGUCUUAUGGACUCCACUCUGGAGUUGUGUAGGGUUUACUCCUCAGCCUUUUCUUCUCCCAAAGAUGUCCUGCACUCCAUUAAAAAAAAUAUAACUUUGCACUGAAUUUCUGGCCCAAUAAAAGCUGGAGUUUGCAACCUUUAGUGGCGAUCACACAGGGUCCCCAGAUGUUUAACGGUCUAUUGAUCCACCACUGUGCUCCCUUCCCCGCUUGUCACCAACCAGUUACUCUCUGGUAAAACACUGAGUCCAGUCAGUUGUUAAAAGUGAACCAAAAAACAAGUUUAUUUUACAAACAUUAACAAGUUUAUGGUUUCUCAGAUAAUAUUCCUGUCAGUAUCUUAACUUUAGUUUCUUUACCGGCCUAUACCUUCCUAAUACCUUCUGACUGAUUAUCUCAACUGUUUGACUGACUCCUCUUAACAAAUUCUCUCCUUCUGUCACACCAGACUAGCCCAAUCCACAGACUUAUCCUCUCUGUUUCUUCUAACUCCAGACCAUCUUCUCAACCGCCCUAACUCUAACUCCUCCAAAAACCCUCUGUGCUUAAACCUUAUACACUGUUAACUCUGCCCGCUGGGGUUCCCAUUGGUUAGUCAUUUUACAAUAAGUUAACCCUUUCUUUAUGAACCCAGUAUGAUGUCACACACCUAGGAGGGCAAACGCCACACCUUUACACUGGUAACAUUUGCAGAAUGUCUCUUAUGUGUAUUUUUGCCUCUGGCCCAAUGGUCUCAAGCACAAUGGGAAUUGUGGUACAAUGAGACGUAUAGGUCACUAUGUUGGCAAUCCCUGCAGUUAGGAAUGGGAACUACUGGUUGUGCCAAAGGCUUCAUUGGAAGAGGUGGCUUGGUUCUCCAUGUGUUUGUACUGUUUCCCAUAUACCAUAUUCUCAUAAGCCGUCUAUUGUACUCCUUUUGCUUCUUUUAGGGGCGGCAUUGGAACACAGCCCCACAGUUCAGCCUGGGGACGAGUUGUUACAGGUGCACACAACUCUGAUGCAAGGACUCACUCGUUUCGAAGCCUGGAACAUCAUCAAGACGUUGCCCGAUGGACCGAUUAAUGCUGUCAUCAAGAGAAAAAACUCCAUCAGCAAAACUACGGCAUCUCUCCAUGGAGAGGAGUGA
Molecule: messenger RNA, 54171 nt
Organism: Podarcis lilfordi (Lilford's wall lizard)
Lineage: Eukaryota; Metazoa; Chordata; Lepidosauria; Squamata; Lacertidae
Source: the annotation of a GenBank genome assembly